Messenger RNA from Podarcis lilfordi (Lilford's wall lizard), 77130 nucleotides. NCBI's taxonomy places the organism in Eukaryota, Metazoa, Chordata, Lepidosauria, Squamata, Lacertidae. The record is from the annotation of a GenBank genome assembly.
GUCCCGAAGGCAAGGGCUGCUUAGAGGCGCGUCUGCGUCUCCUGGCGAGCAUCUCUCCGGGCAGCUUUCGUGUGCGUGUGCGGCUCUCCCCGCGCUGCCUGUGCGUGUCGGGGGCGGCCCCUCGGCCCGAGCAGCCAAUCGCGGCGCGAGGAGCGCGCCCUGGGUGGGCACGAGAGCGGCGGGGCGCGCGCAGCCGGGACGGAGCGAGAGAGGAGGUGGCGGCGGUGGCAGCGCGGCUGGCAGAGGGGACCGCGGGACCGGAGGAGAAGCCGGCAUGGAGCCCAACAGUCCCCGCAAGAUCCAGUUCACGGUCCCGCUGCUGGAGCCGCAUCUCGACCCGGAGGCGGCGGAGCAGGUGGGUGGCCAGGACCUUGCCAGGCGGGCAGCUGGCUUAGCUGUGCGCGGCGUAAAGGGGUUUUCUUUUCUCCCCCACCCCCCCGCUGAGAUCUGGAGUUACAGCUUCGCCCCGGGACCUCUUUGUCUGGGUUAUGUGGGCUUCCCAUUCUUAAGCGCCCUUUUGAAGUCACCGUGCGGCUCCCGAUCGCCGCUCCUCCCCAUCCAGUAGGAUGUACUGAAGUGGCUUUUGGAGCGUCUCUGAGCAUAUGCAGAAUGCUUUCCUCUCUCCAUCGUGGCUCCCCUCGGUUUUGAACCUGUGUCCUCGGUCGGGUUUUCAGCCCUGGCAGCUCUCGUUUGGGAAACUGCGAUGUCCCGGUGGUGUUUUCCUUGGCACCGCAUGUGCCAAGGAACGGGGACGCAGUCGGGGCAGGUUUCUCCUGUAUGUGCCCCCACCCCAAACCCUUCUCUCAAGAGGAGCCUCUCCUGGAGGUCAUGAAUUGGGUUUACUGUGAGGGUUGAGCAUCCUCUUCCUCCUCCGAGUAACCCAACUCCACAGAUGUAAAGGUGGCAUAUCUUGUGGCAUCGCAAUGGGACGUGCUCUGGGAUCUGGGAUCUGGGUGGUGAGCUCUGUGGGACUUCUCCAAGCCCUGGAGUGGGGUGGGUCGUGGUGGGUGGGUUGAGCACUGGGGAAGGGGCGGGAUUGUAGCUUGUGGGUGUGGUGUUUGUCAUUUUCGUCACUGGGCUUUCAGUCAUAUGUAGGUCACUUUAAGGAAUUGGGGCUGUGGCAGGGAAAUCUGGGGUGUUGCAAGGUGCUGCCCCCAAUGUGGAGUGCUUGGCUCUGGGGGGUGGUUUGGGGUGAAAGUGCAAGCGCUUGGGCUGUCCUGUUCUCAGGUUUGCACUGAAAUGCCAGGUGGUUAUAGGGAGUUGUGUAGCACAUGCUUAUUAGGGUGCUAACAUACAUCUGUAACAAUACCAUCUUUCUAGGCUUAUUACGUCCGCCAAAUAACUCCCUUCACUUUUAAUAUUUCUUCUGAUUUCUCUUAGAUAUCAGGGAUGCUUUGUCAAUGAGCACUCUUGAACUGUGAUCACAUCUGCUGUGUAGCUGGAGGCUAGUUAGUUAUAGGUUGGCUCUCCUGUGGCGGUGAGGUUGCAGGCUGAAAGGAUUGUCCGUGGGUGGCUGCUGUGCCAUUUUAUUGGGAGGGUGAUGAAAAGCGGGGCUCGCUGUUUGAAUUAAAUUAUGAGAGAUUGCAGUGGAGGUUUGGGAUCCGGACACUCUUGCUCUGGGAGGUAUUGUGUAAUGGGAAAUAAAUGGGGAGAUUUUAAAACAGUGCAAAGGAUGGCAGGGCACCUCUGACUAUAAGAGUUGAUGGUUAAAGUGGAAUAAGAGUGAUUUAAAUGUAUGGUGUGGAUGUGACCACUACUAUUAAAAGUGCUUGGGAACCUGGUGCUCUCUUGUGCCUGGCCUAGGGUUUUCACACACACACACACACACACACACACAUUAACUGACCCUCUGCUAAUGCACUUUUUCAAGCCGCUUGCUAUGAAGACAUAUCAAGUGUUGAUGUUCAUCUCCAUGCUGUUAAAAUCACCAGCUGCUGAUGUCUGCAGGUGAAGUGGCUGUUAAAAAGCCAGAGGCAGGCCACAGUGGCCCUUUCCCAAUCAGUUGGCAACCUUCUCCACCAUUGGAAGCCCUUUAGGAUAUGUCACUUCUGCAUUCUGUGCAGCACCUAGCACCCUGUUGGUACCAAAUGUUAGGCAUAAAGAACUGAGAUGUAUUAUGUAGUUGUGUUUGGGUUGUUUGGAGGUGCAAGAUCAACUGACCUAUAGCAUGUAUGAGUUGUAUUUGGAGAGAGAGCUUGUAUUGUGCAGAGAAAGCAUGGCUGACCAAACCCAGUAAGCAUUACAGGUGACUGCCUGGGACUUCAGAAAUCCAGGAUAAUGGGAUGGGCGGGGGGGAUCCUCUAACAGGCCUGUUUCAUGCUCUCUUCUAGUACUUUUGUCUGGCUAAAGCACAUCAUUGAACUGUGGUGACGUCCUUGGCUGGAUAGAAUGAGGAAAGAAGUGGAUGUGUAUAAACCUCUGAGUUUUGCAUGGAUGUAAUCUAUCUUCUUGUUAAAAGUCAAAUCCAUUGCUCUGCCUUCAUUUUGCCUCUGGCCACACCCACCAUUGCCAUGGGGCCUCUGAAGGGUUGCCCCUAAUGGAAGUCCUCCCUUGGGUUGAACAAAAUUUCCCUGCUGCUGUUAAUUCUCUUGUAUGGAACCUGCUUCCCAAUACUGGAAGUCUAUAUGUACAAUUUACUAUGUUUUAUGUAGCUUUUCAGAUAUAUACUCUCUCACAAAGUGGCACUGCCGUCAGGCUUCCAAAGACACACAAGAGAAGGGAAGAGGAGGGGUAAAGAAGCUGAAGAAGAGCAGUCAUUUUAAGGCUAGAAAGAAGUGGUAAGCCAUAAGUGGGUUCUGUUCACAUGCAUGGAUCAAGCAAAAGAGAUCAAGCAAAACAAGCUCUUGUUGUUGUUUUUUAUAAGAUAUUUAUUGAAAUUUUCAAAGUAUUACAAAAUAAAAUAAAAGCAGUAGAAAGUACAAAAUAAAAAUAGUUAACAAAGUAGAAAAAGAAGAAGGAAAAAAACAAACCCCUUCCAACCAUAUGAAUACAAAUUCAAAAAUAAGAAAAAGUGACCAAAGAAAAAAUACAAAAAUACAUCACAAACAAUUAAAAACAUUUAAAAACAAAUUCAUUAUUCUCAAAUCCUCAACUGUCAUUACCUUCUUUCUUUGACCUCCUCCUCCUCCCUUUCUUUGUAUCCUAGUUAUUAAUUAUCCCAGCAAAUCCUUUCCAUAUUUCAUAAUAUUCUGUCAUUACAUUACCCUAAACUGUUUUAAUCUUAUCUUACUAUAAUAAAAUAAACCUUAAAACUUAAAACUUAAAUCUUAUCCUUACCCAUUUCUCAUAACCAAAAUAUUCUUUCAUAAUUCUUUAAACAUCUUUACUAAAGCCAAGUAAUUUCAUUCCAACAUUUUUCUGACAUUCAUCAAUUUUAUAAAACAGUUCUAAUGGUAGAAAAAAGAGAUACAAACAGAUCCAAUCUUCAUCCAACGUCCCUUCCUCCUGGUUCCGGGUUUUGUCAGUCCUUAUUAUCCCGUCGAUCUAGCCCAUUAACCUGGCAGCCUUAUAUCCGAGGCCCUCAAGUCUCUUCCAUGUCCCUUCUGCAGCUCUUCUUCAUAUUUGUAACUGUAUUUUCCCUUGUCUCCUGCUCGUGGUAACUCCAGCUUGACAAUAUUUUUAACCCUUCUCGACAGAUCAGCCCCUUUUCCAUAUUCAACACUGAAUUCCAUAUGGUAUUUAAAAGCAUGUUUCAAAGACCCUCCAAAAUUAAAAUUAAGAGCCCCCACAAUCCCAAACAUCUCACGGCCCAUUGCCAGAUUUGAAAAGUCCAAACAUCCCAGCAUAGGGGGGUCAAUCCAGCCCCCCAUUUCCAAGCCAAACCAAACUUUUUCUUUCCAAAUCUGGCUUUUUCCAAGUUCAUUUGUCAAAUCCGAAAACUCAUAUUCCUGUUGGGCCUGUUCUGUCAGGACACACUCCUGAUUUAAUUCCUGAGUGGGCUCCACAUAUUUUCCCACUGUCUGUUCAAAAUUUCCCACUGCCUGUUCAAAGUUUCUAGUCGAAGUCGCCAUCCAAUUCACCUUCUCAUGUAACUGUUCCAGUAGGGCAUUUGUUUUAUAGAAAGCACACAACAAAGCUUCUGAAUACAUUGUCCUGCAAGGUCAGAUGCCUGUUCCCACGAUUGUAAUCUGUAACAGCUGCCGGCUCCCUGGAGUUGGUUACAGUUUCACAGUCUCCCUCUAGGGGGAAAACUUCUAUUUGUUCUUGCAACAAAGUUUCCCUUUUUGAGAUACUUUGUCAAUAUUUGUUGCUUAAAGAUGCGAAGGGAAGCAGUGGAAUCGCUAUGUUUCUCUUCUUUUAGCUAUCUGUCAAAAACGCUUGUCUCUGGUCAAUGAACUUCAAACGUCAGUCCUGACACCCCGCUCCAGGAUCAGGACGGAGGAAAGUUACUUUACUUUAAACUCACUUUAAACAGUCCGAAAAAGAUCCCCUCCUUCUCCUGCUGUCGAAGGGGGGUUCCACAAUUUUAAAUGAUGAAAUCCAAUCCAUUAAAGGCGAUUUUCUAAGCUCUAGUUUACAUUGUCUUUGCUUUAUUCUGUCUACAAAAGAACAGAAGGCUGACUUCCUGUUUAGACCUUCCCGUUCCGUACCAAAUUAAAAUAGGUUUUUAAAAUCCAAUUCCUUUCUGCUCGCAAGUCCUUAUUUGAUGUCCAGUUGUUCAAAGUCUGAGUACUCACGGGUGCUUAUUUUAGAGUCCAAAUUGUCCCAGGAAAAAGGCAGCGCUCUCCGGCAACGGCUAUGCGGCUUCGCUCCACGGAAAUAGCAGUUGACUCACAGCACUGCGCCACUUCCCCCUCUUCACUUCGGAGCCCGUUAGUGGGUUCCUUAGCGAGUUGGGGGGGCGCUAAAGGUGCCCGCCGAGUCCCAUGGUCACAGGCUUCAUCCGCCUGUGAUUUUUAAGAGGGUCCCCGCUUCGCCGUAGCGGAGAAGACCCGUUUCCCGCAGAGCUAGUCCCUCCUGUUCAGAGGGAGUCCGCCAUUGCCGAUGGCGCCACCCCGGAAGUCCGCCAAGCAAAACAAGCUCUUGAGGGAGACACUUGUUCAUCCCCAUGACUGUGCAAACAGGGUUUGGGCCAUGCCCGUACCAUGUAAUGGAGAAGUGGGGAAGCUGUGGCCUCCCAGAUGUUGUUGGACUCUAGUUCCUAUCCUUGGUCAUGCUGGUUUAUGCCAAGUGGAGUCCAACAACAUUUGCAGGGCCACAGAUUGCCCAUCUUUAGCAUACAACGAGAAGGGGCGCACACAGAAUUUGACUGGGGGUACAACCUAGCUGAACUGCUUUGGCUUAUGUUGCGAUGUCCAAAAUGAAGACAACACACCAGUUAUCCCAUCCUCCCCCCUUCAUCAGCUUCCUUGCAAUGCUUUGUCAGUUUUGGAAAAGUAGAGAUCUUGUUCGUUUUGCCUCCCUAGGAAAAGAUGCCAUUUAAGGAGGGUUCUCAGAAGAAGCUGCUGAGCAGAUGAUCCUGCACCUUUAGCACAAAGAAAGAGCAAAUGCCCUGGAUCCCUUUUUUUGUCUUCAGGAAGUCAGUGCUGCUAGAACUAGAGCCUGAUCUAUCAUGAGCGCUUAAGUACAUUCUCCCUAGAGCAAUACCCUGGUAGAUUCUGCUCAAAAAGGCCCAGCACCCACUGACAGAGCUUUCUUUGCAUGUAGAAGCAUACCUCCAGAUGAAAAUAGGGACAUUUCUCACACACACUGAACUCCCCCUCCUCAGCCCCUUAUUUUCACCCCCCCUGCAUUUCCUAUCAGAAGAAGGGUGAGUGCCCCCACCACUGCAGCAAUGGGACACAGCACACACGCCCUCCACCGCCCUGAGAAAACCCCUUCAUCCUGAAUUAAUUUUAUUCUUUGAUAGAGUUACAGAAAGAAAAACACCCCCCAAAAUAAAUUUUUAGAAAGGGGUAAGAUUAGAUGUGGAUGCACACAACUUGGAGGGUCCUGCCCUCUGCCUUACCCUCAGCUGGUGCUUCUUGUGGGGCUGGGUCUUGGCGGCAGCAGCCUCUCCUCCUCGCCUGUUCUCCAGCAGCUGCUACAAGCUGCCCCAGAGAGAAGGCCGGCAGCAGUGGCCAUGGAGAGGCCAAGGGAUGCUCCCUCACAGCCACCACUGCUGUCACUCGGGAAAAGUGUCAGCUUAUUCUCCUCCCUGAGCUCAGUGCUGGCAGCGAAAAUAGGGACAUUUUGGGAUCAAAUCAGAAGCCGGGGUGGCUUUUGUAAUUCUGGGACUGUCCCUGGAAAAUUGGAACACUGGAGGGAAUGCACAAGGUCCUAGGUGCCCUUCAGAUGCUCUAGGACUCCAACUCCCAUCAGUCCCAGACAGCGUGGCCAGUGGUUGGGUGAUUAUGGAAACGGUUUCCUACCACUGUCCUAGGUUCAGCCUGUGGUAUCUCAGUACAAUGAUGAUGGAAGCCAGGAUGGGGAAGAGAUUGUGGAUUUCCACUAUCAAACAGAGUAGACACUACUGAGCAGCUUGAAGGCCCUGGCUUGGUCAAAGGCAGCUUCAUGUGACCUUGCUGCUGUACACUCAGUGCUUCCCAUCCUGGGCUCCCUUUCCUCCCCACCUUCCUUGCCUUGUGGAAAGCCUGAUUGUUGGUGCUUUGAUGGCUUCUGCUCUGCCCCAUUUGGCAUGACAGCCAGCCCCAGUCCCUGACCUGCCAGGUCACUGUGACUGUUCACCUCCCAUAACCUGCAGUUACCUAAUCGUAGAUUACACUGGAAAUGUAAGGAGACAUUCUUCUCUGACAAGGACUUUGCUGCCAGCCUGCUUUUUAAGCUUUUGAUGAUGUUCUGGGAGCAUUUGCUGGAAAUGUGUGGUCUGGUUCACGUUAUCUAUGUACAUCACUUGCUGCAGUCAUUCUGCAGUCAUCAAGUGAUAGCGGGUGUGAAUGUAUGAAUCAGCCCACAGAGAUUUUAUGGACUAGAGAAUCACAGUGACAGUUCCAGCUGGUUUAGUUGAAUUCACAGGUGCUUUAUUAUAAAUGCUACCAAAAAACAUGGACAUUCUCCCUCACCCCCAGUAAAGCUUGCCUUCUCUCCAAUGGGCAGCAGACAGCUUUUCAUCUAAACCAAUUUCCUUCAGGGUAGAUUUGAUUUAAAUCAAAUAGAUUUAAAUCACUAGUCAGUAAGACUUGAUUUAAAUCAUUUUUUUAACAGAAUGACUCAUUCUUGCUGGUAUAAUUUUAAUAUUUACAAGAUGGUUUGAUUUUUGGAAUAAUAAAUUUUCAGAGUAGUUUUUACAGUUAUAUAAAAAAUUACUGAUUUGGUUAUACUAUUAGAAAUACAUUGACAGAUAAUUAUGGAAUUAUUGUGAGCUUUAAUAAGUUAACUGUUUAUAUUUGAACUACUUUUCCACUGUACUUUAUUGGAAGGAGAAAAAUAAUCAUUUCCUUAAUAACAAUUUAAACAAUUUAUUUAAAUAAAACAAUAACAUUAUAGCAUAUGUAUCCAUGUUUGUUAACUGAUGUGGUUAAACGAUUUUUUUUUAACCCCUUUGAAAUAUACUCAGAGUCGAGAGUGGAUUUCAUGCUCUUUAUUCAGCUCAUAGUGGUGAGGAGGAAUGGAAUUUCCCCCAGAAUGUCUGCUUUAAAUACAUUAUUUACACAAUGGGCCCCACGUGAUUGGCUGAUUCCGGGAUUCACCUGUAGGCCAAUCAAGUUGCGGAUUCACUUCCACCUGGAGCUGGAUUGGGUGGCUCCUGUGGACCAAUCAGACUGCUGCAUUUUGGAUCCUAUUCUCCUGGUAUGUCCCACAGAGAAACUUAUGGUCUUCAAAUAAAAACAUCUUGAAGGUCCCAGGCCACAGAGAGGUUAGGCUGGCCUCAACUAGAGCCAGGGCUUUUUCAGCUGUGGCUCCGAUCUGGUGGAACACUCUGUCACAAGAGACCAGGGCCCUGCGGGACUUGACAUCUUUCCGCAGGGCCUGCAAGACAGAGCUGUUCCACCAGGCCUUUGGCCAGGGCACAGCCUGACUCCCUCCUUCGGCAAUCUUCGCGGAGCUCUGGCCCAAUGGUUGCCAGUGGCUUGAUUUGAAUUAAUUUUAUAAUGCAUGAUUUUAGAGUGUUGUGUUGUGUUGUACUGUUUUAUUGUUGUUAGCCGCCCUGAGCCCGGCUUCGGCUGGGGAGGGCGGGAUAUAAAUAAAAUUUAUUAUUAUUAUUAUUCAACUCAGUACAUAACACCAUUAGACUGAGUUUUAGCACACAUGAAAAACUUAAAACAAAUCCUUAUUUCCUGAUGAACAGCCUUUGGACUAUAAUGUAACUUAAAUAGAAAACUAUAUUUAGAAAGAAUUUUUCUCCAAAAGCAUUUUAUUUUAAAAAUCCAAUUUUAAAAAUCCAGUUUUUAAUAUAUAUUUUAAAAAAACCAUUGAUUUUUAUCCACUGAUUUCCUUUCAGUUCAAGUAGAAAGGAUUAUGAAAUUAUUUAAAAACAAAACAGUUUAUAGAUGCAGGGAAAUUAGAAAAUAGGAUGAAGUAGGUAUGGUGAAAUCUUCAAACUGCUUUUGGACCCCCAAAGUGGGUAGCAGAGAGAUCUGCCCAAAUGCUGGCUGUGAUGAUGGUGCAUAAGGAAGAGGCAGACCUCUCAAAGGUGCAGGUGGGUCACCUGCAGCCUCCCAUUCUCCUUGUAGGUGACCUCUAGUGCUCCUUGAAGCUUCACCAUCAUUCCAUUCCCUAAAGAGUUCCUUCCUGCCUUUUAGUGUCCUCCUUAUUCCCCCCCCCCCGGGUUUUGAAGUGCCUCUCCCCUCAAUUGCUUUCUGUGUAGUUUCAGAACAACUGGAAGGGACAGUGUUUUGUUUUAUAUACAUGUAAGUGUGUAUGCUUAUAGGUAUCACUGCAAGUCAGCUGGGGGAGCAGAGAUUAUUGCUUGGUUUGUGUCCUUAUUUUUAUUAUGCAUUUUGGUUUUUAUGUUGUAAUUUUAUGUUGUGAACUGCCCUGAAAUAUAUGGAUGAAGGGCAAUAUACAAAUUUAAUAACUAACUAAAUAAUAAAAACAUACUCAUUUCUUGGUUGUAAGGCUUGGGGAGAUAGCCGUAGUGAAAAACUGAAGCAGAGUGGCCCCUUAUUCCAGAGCAGUUAGAGGAGGGUCUCUGAUCCAGAGUAGUUAAUCCAGAUCCAUUGUCUGUGGCUCUGCCACUGUUAGCACACUGCAUUCAGCAAAUUACCCCUGAGAGUAUGUGGCCUUUGAUAGAAAAAAGAGAUGGCUCUCUCCUGCUCAAAGGAAACUGCAGGUGAAGAGAGGGGCUGUGUGGGCCGCAGUUCUCCACAGUACUUGCGUUUCAAGGGAAGGAAGCAUGGACACUUUACCUUUCCUGAUACGACCCCUUAACUUUUUAGGGGGAGACGUGAUUGUGCUAAAAUCAGACGGAGUCUGUAGGCCAGAUUUGUAGAUUUAAUUAAGCUCCUACUUUCUUCCUUAAUUCAAGCACUGGUUAUCCAGAUCCCACAAAUGACGGCCAACCCUCACUUUGUGUCUGCUGCUUGUCCGUUGAUUUAUUGAUCUGGUGUCUGCAUACCACAAGUGUUUGCUGUCUUUUUCCUGGAAUUGAGCUGUUUUUCAUCAUUGCUUUUUCAUCUUUUUUUUCUUUUUAAUGGAGAACCAUGUAUUGCCUUGAUUUCAGGCACCAGAGUAGAAGGUGUCUGGGCAGGAAUCAACUGACUAGUCCCACCAACAGAAGACCAUGCUUUGAGCGUCAUAAAUUUAUCACCAAGCAAGUCUAACAGCCACAGCCAGGGAGGUUGUAGCUUUAUGACAGUAUUGGAGCCAUAAGCAAGCAGAACCUCUGAUGAGACAGUGCUCAAAUGUGGCCAAAUCUGUCACUUUAAGACCUUGAGGGGGAAAUGCUCCCUAGCAGUUCCCCAACAGGAAGCACCAUAGAGUAUUUGGGUUGUAUUCAAUGCUAGUCCUAUUCAGAGUAGACCCACUGAAAUUAAUAGUUUAAAUGGGUCUACUCUGAGUAGGAGUAGUGCUGGUGACAACCCUGUGUCUGUCUAGUUCACUAUAUCUAAUCUGCCAGUGUCUCAGGGAGUGAAAGCCUUUCCCAUCACAUGCAACAUGAUAAAUUUAGCUGGAGAUUCCAGGGAUUCAAACUGGGACUUUAUGUAUGCAAAACAUGUGCUCUACCACUGAUCUGAAGUCCCUCUUGUUCUACCUCAUUCUGCCUGUUCAAGAACUUAUAUUCAAUCUAUACUUUGAUAGAAGAUGAAUCCUGGCACUAUAGGUCUGAUCCUCAAUUUUUUUUAGGGAACCAAAGUCACUCUACAUCUGACCCAUUUGCCCCACUCCUGAUGUUAUUGGACGCCAGUUCCUACUGACCCCAUCCAGCAUGGCCAACGGUCAAGGAUGAUGGGAUUUGUAGUCCCAACAGCAUCUAGAGCCCCAUAGGCUCCCCAUAAUUGCUGAAGUCCAUUCCUCAAAUACUGGGGUUUUCAAAUCAUCCUCAUUCUAUCCCCUCACUGUUCAUCAAAAUCUGAGUCACAGAACACACCACAAGUUCUUACACCCUCUUUUAUAUUCAUGAGACCCACCCAUUCACACUGGCAACCAAACAUGUGAGCUGGUAGCUCACAUAGCUAUACCAACUGUGAUGAUAUUGUGAUUUGCAUAAGCAGCUGCAGUUCAGACCUAUUAACUACUGUCAUGCGGUACGUUGAUUUGAUCAAGCAGAUGAACACCUCCUGCCCCACAUGCGCAUGCAGAAAUGUAUAAUGCUGGCUUCAAAUGGCCUAAAUAUAAUGCGUGAAUUGACUCAUAGUUGGCACCUGUUUAUUUUUUUAAAAUCUCAUUAUUCAGUUCCCUUUGGAUACUGAGGGAGGCUUACAAUUAUAGAAUAAAACAAUACAAAACAUCAAUACAAAACUAGAAGCAGAGGGAAGAGAUCAGCAGCAAUUAAACCCUAAAAGCAGAAGAUGAUUCAUAGGUUUAGGUAAAUAAAAAAUGUUCAUUGCCUGGCAUCCAAAAUAGCACGGCUACCAUGUGCCCUGCUUUACAGAGGAUGGUCCUCUCUUUUAAGGAGUGUCCACUCCAAAUCUGGUGUGAUGAUAAAGGACUCUCCAGGUGUUGUUUAACUAUAGCUCCCAUCAUCCACAACCACAGGGCAUGAAAGGACUUGGAGUCCAAUAACAACUUGAAAGGUCACAGGUUCCUCAUCCUUGCUGUCAAGUAGCCUGUCACUCUCCACAUGGUGUCCACAUAUGGUCAUUGAUGAUAGGAUGGCCAGGGAGUCCAACAACAUCUGGAAGGCCACAGGUCCCCCAACCCUGCUUUAUGGGGAGUGCAGUGCCAUCUAAGACAGACUAAACACCACUUUUCAGACUUCCUCCACCUUGUCUGGAUUCAGCUUCAGAUUGUCAAGCCUUGUCCAGUUAAUUACUGAUCCCAGGUGCUGAUAUGACACAUGUUCUGCCUCACCUGAAUUGGAUGAAGUGACAAAAGAGAUCUGAGUGUUUGCUCACUGAUACCUCAUUCCUAAGCUCCCACCUGACCUCCUCACUCAGAUAUUAUGUUGAUGUUGAACAGCAUGGGAAACAAAAGAAAACUCUGCCAAACAUCAUUGCACAAGGUCUAUGGGGCAGAACAUAGUCUCCUGGCACCACGUUCUGGACACCCAGGCAGGAACAAAACCAAUGGUGCAUGGUGUGCCUGAUCCCUAGACAGCAAGCCAAGGUGGAUGCCUUGGUGGAUGCUUCUGAGAGAUCCUGGAGAAUUGGCAGGGCCAGACUCUCCAUGUCCUUUCCCCAAAAUAGGCCAUCUAUUCGGGUGCACAAGGCCCUUUCCAGGACAAAAAUAAGAUUGAAAUGGAUCUCUAGUGUUGUCUAGAGUUGCAUGACCACUCAAACCUCUUGCUCAAAAAGGGAAAUUAGCAAUUGGCUGAUAGUUAUGAUGCUUCUUCAACUGAAUAGAUGGGAGGGCAGUUGAAUAGGUUUUCUGUGGGUAAAUGCCCUUCCCUGUUAAACAAGCUUUAUUCAUUCAAUAAUUUUUGCUAAUUUUAUCUAAAACAUGCACACACCCCUUAACAUAGAAUACAUUGUUUAUGCCCUCUAGGAAACCAGAUGCACUUUGGGCAAGUACAUUAGCGGAGAAAGGGAGCGACUGAGCUUCCAAGACGCGGACAGACAACUGUUGCGAAAUUGCUGGCAACUCUUUCCUUGGGUCCGGAAUAGCAGGAGAGAUCAUAUUUCAGGGCUGUGCAAUAUCCUGAGAAUGAAAAAGGGCACAGGGAUGCAGUGGAAAGAGUUGUAAACAUAUUGACCAAUCUGGGGAAGGGGUGAGGAGAGUUAGAAAUGCAGCUCUUCCCCAGGCCGUUUGAACCGACAGCCUGCGUGUCCCUGUCCAAGAGAAUGUGCUUACUUACGAUGAAGCACAUAAGUGCCCAGAACUAGCAAUGGAGGUGGCGGCAUUAGUCAAUGUAGCAAGGCACAAAUUGAGGAAAACCUUACACGACAAGACAAACAUGAUGAGAACACUGACCUAGGAUGGCGGAAGCUGCUUAUCUUCAUCUUUCUUUGGCUGCAUAUGAAGCUAGUCAGAAGAAAAGAUACACCUUAUCUGCCUCUGGGAUCUUCAGUAUGUGCUGAACCUCAGAUCUAGGGCUGCAGCAAGGAGGGGGGAGCUCCUACCCUCCCUGGGACUUUUUGAGUCUGUUCCCUGAAUGUUCAGCCAUCACUGCUUUUCUUUUAUGCCAAGCAACUUUCUAGUUUUUAUGAAACUCUUUUUUUUUUGGCAAGUGAAGGCAGCAUUAUACCCAAUUGGUUAGUAAGAAGUAAAUCUGCCUCUGCACCUCCCCCUUGCUCUGGAAACUGAAUGCAAAAAAGCUGAAAUGAAUGACAGCCACUUGGUUUUUAAAUAAAUCUUGUUACCUUUGUUCUUAAUUUUUUUAAAUCUGUUUAUUCAACCACAGAUAAGUAUAGAAAAAAAUUAUAAAGUAGGAUGUUCAAUAUGGCUUGAACAGUUUGCAUUGUUCCCCCAGCCUUUCGACCACCUCGUCUACCUGACAAGCUCAAUUCCUGCUUCCCUAAAUUGUCCUCUUUUCUGCAGUUUGUUUACAAGAUGCCAGCUAAGACACACUGUUGAAAAUGGCAUAAGGACCACUGAAUGCUGCCUCACACCAUUACAAAUUUUAGCAGCGCCCUGCGCAAGGCCAAAAUUCAGCACACCCACCCACCCGCCUCUGCCUUCUGUUCUGCUCAAUUCACUAUGUCAUCAUAGUGACACCCUGUGGCAUCCCCUUGGCUCAGCACCCAAUGUGGCGGAUCCGGUCACGCUGCCCUAAAUCUGCCUCUGCUUACACUGAGUCAGACCCUCAGUGUCUGUAGCUCCAUGUGGUCUAUGCCAGAGGUGACUAACCUGUCACCUUCUGGAUGCUGUUCCCAUGAUUUUGAACUGGAGCCACCGCAAAAUAAUUGGGGGAAAGGCAUCCAUCGAGCAUUCUUUAAUGUUUGUGCAGCACCUUCCAGGAGGAGAAGCUGGCCUUGUUUGAAAUGGCUGGUAGCAAAUCUGGGAAAGACUCCAGCAAGACUAAGACCAAGUCUGUGUCCCAUUCACAAGGGGCUGGCUUACAGUUUCUGGUGGGCCAUAUUCAGCGGCAUCUGAAAUCAAGGACUACCAGUCAUGGACGUGUGGGAGCUAUAGCUGCUGUGUUUAGUGCUGCUAUCUUGGGGUACCACACAGAUGAAGAACUGGAUUCCCUAAUCAAAGCAACCAUUACUGGUGCAGGUGCAAUUCCACAUAUCCACAAAUCUCUCAGUGGAAAGACAGGAUGGGAGCUAGAGUAGUACAACCGCUGGAGGACCAUGGGUUUCCAACCCUUGCGCCAGAGCAGGCAUGGCCAAACUUGGCCCUCCAGCUGUUUUGGGAUUAUUAAUGCCCAUCAUCCCUGACCACUGGUCCUGUUAGCUAGGGAUGAUGGGAGUUGUAGUCCCCAAACAGCUGGAGCGCCAAGUUUGGCCAUGCCUGCGUUAGAGAGAUGGAGCCCAGAAACUGGUGCUUAUAUAUAAAUGCACACAGGUCAUAUGUUCUGUUGCUAAUUUCCUGACUGGUUGGCUUAUCUGUUUUCUCUCCCCACAGAACUAAAUCUUGUAGGUGUAACAUCCAAAAAGCAUUUCUCCAUGCAACUUCUUAUGGCAUCAUCAGAGGCGUAGCAAAGUCAGGUGGUACCCAGUGCGAUAAAAUUUUUGCCAUCCCCCCACAUCAGCGGCUUGGGGUAGGCUUGGGAGUCACAGGUGGGCGGCAUGCUGAAUGUCACCCCCGGGCACGCCGCCCACCUGUGACUCCCAAGUCUCCCGCAAGCUGUCAAAAUGAAGGCAAAGUGGCACAGCUCUCCCCUUCCCCCGAUGGCUCUGGGUAGUCUUGGAAGUUGUGGGUGGGCGGUGCACAGAAUGUCACCCCCUUCAGCAAUGACACCCGGAGCGGUCCGCUCUCCCCUCCCCCGCCCCCCUUCCUACGCCUCUGGGCAUCAUGAAUCCUUAGAAACACAGAAGCUGCCUUAUACUGAGUCAAACUAGUUGGUCUACCAAGCUUAGUAUUGUCUAUGUUGGCUGACGGUGACUCUCUGGGGUUUCGGACAGAGUUCUGUUCCAAGUCUUUCCCGUGUAGGCCAGGAAUUGAAAUGGAGGCCUUCUGCAUGCCAAGCAUGUGCUCUGCCACUGAACUGCAGAUCUGCUGCUUGGGUGCAACUGAUUUGAAGUCCUGCUGCUGCUUUCAGUAGGACUUGGUCCUGAGGACCAGCUGUACCUUGGUUAUGUGCUUGAGUGUUUCCUCAUUUUUACAUUCACUUCUGAAGGCCUCUUCAAUAUUAGCCACACAAAGUCCAAUUCACACAUUCACUCACGCAAAGGCCUACAACUGCCCUUUUUGGCUGCUGGAAGAAGUCAGAACAAUGGUUAGAAAGACUGCCCAUUUGUCAGUUUUGGAGUUUUGCUGCCCUGAAGCCUUAAUUCUGUGAUUGUCUGGACCCCUAGCCAAGAAACAGUUUCUUGGGUCUGAUUCUCUCACCCAAAAGCAGCAGCUAGUGAUGUUUCCUAUUUGUGUAAAAUUGCAGAAUGGUGGCAUGAGCUUUUCCAGUAAGGCAGCUGGCUAUCUUUCAAAGCCAAAGUAAGACACCUGCCAUAUAUAGAUCAUCAGCACAAAAUUAAGCUGAUGGCAUUAGCCACCACCAGCUGCAAUGAUGGCUACCAACUUGGGAUGUUGUGUGUGGUGCAAUGGUUGGAGUGUCGGGCUAGGACCUGGGAGACCAGAGUUCGAAUCCCCACUUGGCCAUGAAACUCGCUGGUUGACCUUGGCCCAGUCACCAUCUCUCAGCCUAAGCUACCUCACAGGGUUGUUGUAAGGAUGAAAUUGGGAAAAGAACCAUGUACACCACCUUGAACUCCAUGGAAGAAAAGUGGUAUAUAAAUUUUAACAUAAAUAUCAAAACAAUGUGAAAAUGAAUUGAUAUAGAAUUUACAGACUUGAACAGAGCAAGUGACUGAAUGGACUAGAUGGCUAGACUAGAUGACAGUUUGGGUCCCUUUAAACUCUGUGUUCUAUGAAUACCAAUCAUAUGCACUUGACUGCUUUUGUAACCACAAACUGCAGCAAUUUCCGCUUCCUUUUUCCAUUUUUCAUCAGAAUUCUCUGACAUCCCUACUGGAGAAUUGCAUGUUCCCUGUACCUACUCCAGCCUCAAAAACAACUAACCCAGCUGCUGUCCUAUUCAGAUAGCAAAUGAAAUGCUCUUUGUGCCACAUGCCCCUUUGUCUUUUAAAAUGGCAGAGCUGUUGAGAGGCAGGAUGGGGGAGCAGGGAGGGAGGAAGAGAAAGCAGUGAAGUUGAGGACAGGGCGCAAUCCCACUGGGCCCAGCUUCGGUUCCCAACAUGGUUAUGACCGUAUGUGUGCAGAGUGUUCUCAAUAACACUGUGGGGAGCAACAUCGCAUCUGCUUUAAUGCGUGUGCGUACACACACACACACACGCACACUGUUUGCUCGCCCUCCUUCUCCAAUUAGUCUCAGCGCCGGCCGGGUGUGGUGGGGUUGCCCUCACCAGCAGGAGCCGGGGGAGAGAGUCCCAGCCACCUGGCAGGCUCCUCUGCCUUGCCUGGUGCCUUGUUGUUUGCUCUGCAUCUUGCUGUGUGCGGAAGGGCAUCUGAAUGUCUCCCGAGGAAUGUGCUGCAAAACAGCUGAGCUCAUCCUUCUCCUGCUGCACUCAGGAGACUUCUGCCGGUGGCUUCUUUUUGGUUGUUUUGUUACAUGAUGCCAUGAGCAGUUUGCUUUGCGACAAGGGGGGUGUAUUAUUUAUUUUUCUUCUAAAAGAGUAAAGGACAACGGAGAAAGACCAGCCCCAGAACCCAUUUUCAGAUCAAACUAUUCUUCUGGCAAAAGACAAAGGGCUGGAAGAGGAAGUGUGUGCCUGAACAUGUGCAGAGCCCUUUGCCAUAAGGAGAAGCCACCCUCCAAUCUGAGACUGAGUGAUCUCAAAGUCUGGCUUUCGUGCUGUUGGAGGCAGUGCGCUUUUCUGAAUAGCCAUUGCUGGAAAUGCCAAGAUGGGGAGAGGGGCUUUUGUGCUCUGCUUGCCGCCUCCAGAGAGGCAUUUGGUUGGAGGGCAGGAUGUUGGUCUAAAUGGGCCACUGGCCUGAUUCAGCAGAACUUCUUACACUUAACAAGAACUGGCCACCUUCAGAAGUUUGGACCUGGCACCUUUCAUGCCCUCCCCAGGAAAUAAAUUAAAUCCUGGCAUCUGGGCCAUAAUCCCCUCCCCUCCCCUCCCCCAUUUCCCUUCCAUUAUGGAGGCUUGCACUAUCUCCUGUACACCUUGUCCUCACAGGUCAGGCAAUGCACAUGUCUUUAAAAAGGUUUUUAAUAGAAUUCUAGGCACCAGGAAUGGAGAAAUUCCCACUCGCCUGAGAAUUAGAAUUAUUUGGGAAAGCCUGUUUUUGGCCAAGCUAGGUAUUAAUUUAAUUGUACAGUGUGCCACGCAUCAAUUUCUCCCCCACCCCUUCAAUCUUUAUUUAAUUGUGGGCACAGGUGGCGCUGUGGUCUAAACCACUGAGCCUAGGGCUUGCCGAUCAGAAGGUCGGCAGUUUGAAUUUCCUCAAUGGGAUGACCUCCCAUUGCUCGGUCCCUUCUCCUGCCAACCUAGCAGUUUGAAAGCACGUCAAAGUGCAAGUAGAUAAAUAGGUACCACUCCGGCGGGAAGGUAAAUGGUGUUUCCAUGCGCUGCUCUGGUUCUCCAGAAGCGGCUUAGUCAUGCUGGCCGCAUGACCCGGAAGCUGUACGCCGGCUCCCUCAGCCAGUAAAGCGAGAUGAGCGCCGCAACCCCAGAGUUGUCCGCAACUGGACCUAACGGCCAGGGGUCCCUUUACCUUUUACCUUUUACUGGGAUGACUUACUCUUCUUUUACACAUCAGGACUGCUGCACAUGGGGAGAAGAGGUUUAACCCUUCCAUCUCCAGCUGCAAUCACAGUAAAAUGUUUCCCUCUUCACAUGAAUCUUCAUGGCGGACCCACAAGAGUUAUUUUCUAAGCUAUGGCUGCGUGUGUUCAAUUUUUUGUGUGUAAAUAAUUUUGAUUGGAUUUCUAGAAGUAAAUAUAUCCAGAUCUAAAUAUAUCCAUAACACCCCCUGCACCUCCCAGUCUCACCAGCUUUCUGGUAAGUAUUAAUGUCUUUAAGAUAUGCCUUCCUCUUUUAAUUUUCCUACAGGCUUCUCCCAUGUGACUCCAUCAGAGUUGUAUGGAAGCAUCCAUCCACUGUGUAUGCGAUCGUAAUUAUGAUCCCACAUGGAGAGAAAAGGAUGGAACAUCCCUUCUGCCCAUGAUGGAGUCCUGAUCCCAUGGAGUCCUGCCUAUCCCAUGCCUGUAAUUAAACAAAGAACAAAAAACCCCAUAGCUGCCGUGACUUCUUACACAAUUAAAGUAAUGUGCCAGUUUGGGCAAAAAAGUCUGUUUUCUUCCCAAACGUCUGGCAGCUGAGGCAACACUCCUCCCCCACCCCAAAUUUUAAAAAUGGUAGGCACAUUUCAUUUACACCAGGAAAGUGUUGUUAUUGUUAUUAUUAUUUUUAAGUCUGUAGCAAUCAUUUCCCUGCUGUCAGAGGAGCCUGCCCUGUCCUUUGUUUCUGUUCUGCAUGUGAUUCUUGACUGUAAGGGGGCUAGUCUAGAAGAGCUGCCUUGCGCACAGAUGCAGAGGUAGCCUGCCCUGUGUGGAUGGGGAGGGGCGAAUGCUGCUGUGCGUCUAUUAUCCGGAGUAAUGAAAGGAUGCAGCCACUGCCAUUGGAAAGAGGCACAAUAGAAUUUCCCUUCCCAGCGGAAGCUGAUUGGAUGGAGACAUUGCCAGAGGCCUGCAUCAUGCAGAGAAGCAGCAGGCAGCCUCUGUUAUUUGGUGGGCGGGCAGGAGAAACACUGAGCUCACAGGAGCCUUUUGUAACUUCAUAUCAGAGCAUACUUGGGAGUUCUUUCACAGCUUUUUGUCUGGGAAUUAAGUGAUUGAUUUCCCCUGCCUGCUUUUUGUUUGUGUGAAUUGGUAUGCUGCCCUAUGCCUGCUGAUUUCAGUAGUUCAGAUUUCCUUGCACACUUUCUAACCCUUCCGGUCCCCUCCACUCAGUGGUAGUAGAUGGCUUGCUUUUGCAAUGCAUGCGGAAAGGUCCAGGCUCGAUCCUUGGCAUCUCCAACCUAAAAGAGUUUGGGGCAAAAGGGCUGAGAGAAGGCCUCUCUGUGGAGACCUUGGAGAGCUGCUGCCAGCCAGAGUAAACAUCACUGGGCUCGAUGUUAAAGUGGCCUUCCUUGACCCUGUGGUCCUCCAGACACAGUCCAACACCUCCUCCCACCAUCUCUGAUGAUAGGGCUGAUGGGAGCUGCAAUAGUCCAUCAACAGGAGGGUACCACAUUGGAGGAGACUGGCACUACCCUAGGGCAGCAGCUUUUGACAGAUAUGACAUCCUUUUAAUCAACGGAACUGAUAACCUCCCUUGCCACUGUAUUUUUCUCCCCUACUCAGAUCUACUGACAUAAAUAUGCAGCCACACACAUAUAAACACUCUCCUCAAUUCCUACUGGGCAGAGGCCAUAGUGGGGUUCCAGAAUAUGUGCUCUAUCUGCAGGAUGCCCCAGGUUCAGUCCCUGGCAUCUCAAAGCAGAAGGGACCUCCUAGCACAAGAGUGAGCAGCCUGUGGCUGGAUUUCACAUGGGGGGCCAGGAGGGGGGAAUAGAGGAUGGAGUGGCAAAAAGAGAAUGCAGGGAGGGGAGGAGCAUCCUGCCUGCCACUCACUGUGGCUCCACCCACUACCAGCAGGCAACUCUUGAUAGAAAAGUGCUUUAGCUCUUCUGUUAGGCAGGGGUUCUCAUGAGAAGCUGGAGCCGCUGCUUUUUGUACCAUUAGUCUGACUGACCCGGGAGCUCCUGCAUGCAAAGGGUGUGCCCUGCUGAUAGUGUGGGACCAUAGAAUUGUAGAAUUGUGCAGUUGGAAGGGACUCCAAGAGUUAUCUAGUCCAACCUCCUGCAAUGCAGGAAUCCUGCCCACAACCAUCCCUGGGUUAGCACCAACCUUCUGGUUAACAGCCAGGCACACUGACCCAUUGCGCCACUAGGGACCAGGAGGGUUGCAGAGCAGCCUCCAGUGGUGGCAGGUGUCCAUUGGGACCAGUAGGGUGGAAGGCAGGAAGACCAGUGGGAGGCAGAGCUGCAGCCAAUGACAGCCAGCUGAUUCUAAUGUCCCUCCCCCCCCUCCAGUUUUCUAUAAGGGCAACACUGAGGCUAAGCAGGGAGAAUAUUGACAGCCAAGGCCAUCCCCUGUGCUGGUUGUAAAUAAGAAGGCAGGCAGGUGGGGGUGGGGGACUGAGGGCAUGCUUACAUUAUUGCUUGCUCCACAUCUAAAGCACACCCCCCAUUCAUUUCUGAAGCUACAUUCACACAACAUUAGCCACAAUCCAUGUCAGUUCUGUAGUUUGUCUGCAAAUACUGCUAUUUGUCAUGAUUCUGCCCUAUAAUUUCAUUCUUGCUAGAAAACUGGGAGGUGUGUAAUGGGAAGAUAACUGUACAAUCCCAAUGCAUGGGCAGAUGAGUGCACAUGAGCCAUCAACAUCUUCAUGAAUGGGAGAGUGUGGGUUGGGGGUGGCAGGGGCAGGGAAAUCAAAAAGACCUUGCAUGCCAGGUGAAGACAUCUCUGAUGUGAACAGCACACCUUGAAAUGCAGGCUGUGUGUGAAUGACCUCACUGCAAUUCAUGCCACUCACGUGAACCUACCCUGAAUUUGGUACCCUACUUGCCUUAAAAGUCUAGCCUCCACUUGCAGCCUUUUAAAUGUCUUUUAUUUCCCUUCAUAAGCCACCUUGCCCAGGCCCCAUCCUUUCCUUGCUCUCAAACUAUCUCCAGCAGCCAACAGCUGUAUAGAUUGCUCCUUUGUAAGUGCCUGCAAGACACCUCCUAACAGUUACAGGCUGGGAACAGCAGAGUUAUUUCAGAGAGGUGGGAAAUGGUGCCACAGAGGAAUGGUUGCCUGUGGCGCAUAUGUGGCACAUAGGCUUAUUUCUUCUAUCCCAUUCUCACUUCUGGUCAAACAGCUUUGUUCUUGAGGAGGUGCAAAAACCCCUAUUUAUCUGAGAUGACACAGAGGUGCAAGUAAGCUGCACGAGCAACAAUGCUUCCAUCACAGACCACUUUCAGCCCUCUUCUGAAAUCAGUGCUGUCCAUCGCUGCCUGCAAGCAGUUUCACCAGAAGCAGUUUAGUCAUGCUGGCCACAUGACCCAGAAAAACUGUCUGCGGACAAAUGCCAGCUCCCUUGGCCUGUAAAGCGAGAUGAGCGCCACAACCCCAGAGUCGUCUGCAACUGGACUUAACUGUCAGGGGUCCUUUACCUUUACCUUUUCAAGGUGCCUUGGAGAGGAGGAAGGAAAGGUGGAAGGAACACCCCCCUCACCCAGUGAGGGCGCCAUGACCUCAGAACUUGAGAAGAGAGCUCUUCUGGAUCAGGCCAAUGGCUCAUCUAGUCCAACCAGAUGCCUGUGGGAUGCACACAGGCAGGACCUGAGCAGAAGAGCACUGUCUCCUGCUCUGGUUAAGGUCUCCCCAAAUCUGAAACUAGCAGAGCGGAGGUUGGUUUUUUCCUUUUCUUUUUAAAGCCAGUUCUCAGACCUGAGAGCCAUGUGGAUGAACUCUAGGCAGCUCUUGAGCUCUCGGGGCAGCGACUGGCCCAUGCGCAGGACAAAGGCAGUGAGUGGGUGAGGGGUGUGUAAGCAGAGAACUGUUCCAGCCCUUCUCUUCUGCACCUCACCUGGGGAGAAAGAGGGGAGAAAGCGGCAGCAUCUUGCCUGCCUGGCGUGUGGGGAGGAGGCAGCCGACAAUUUAAUUUGUUUGUUUUUGUAUAUGGAUUAUUAUUAUUAUCACUAUGCUAAAGAGCAGUGAUUAGACUGAAUUUGUUUAAAUAAUUAACUCAGCCUCUUUUGCAGUGAUUGCCUCCAGUUUUGGGUUGCAGCUUUUAUUUCUCAAGGGGGAGGGUGCUGGUUCUUCAGCUGCUUUCCAGCAUUGAUGCAACAGUGCAAGUUCUGAUGUCGCAUUGAGUGAAGCAGUCAUUGGGCCCAAUCCAGCCUGACUGAGCCAUAGCUUUGGGGCGGGGGGCUAGCCAGGUUUUUUGCCCUGGAUGAAGCCUCCAGAGGGGUACCCUUGAGGCUCCCAGCCUCUGUGUGUGUGCGGGAGUUGCCAAACUGAGUCUUUGAUCCGGGUGAAAUGAAGCCUGGUUUUGCCCCUGCUGUGCAGCAUCGAAGAGGGUCAGGGCUGGGAGUCUGCCUGCCUUACAUGGGCCUGUGCAUGCAGGCAUGGGCACAUGCGCAUGCGUGCACACACAGAGGGAAGUGAACUCUGGCAGGCUACUCUUGGCGUUCCCCGUUGUGAUGAUUGGCCUCAGUGGUAAUUGACAAUCAAUGUCGGAAAAUGGUCUAAAAAUAGCAACGGGAGCAGCAGCCAUUCCAGUUCCAGUCUCCAAAUGGGGCUCUUUGCUGUGCCAAAAUGGAGAUGCAGUCAGGGAGUAGGGCUUAGGGUGGGGGGGGGAGGCAAGCUAACCAGCACAGCCUUGAGGGCACACACACACACACACACACCCCAUUAGGGAGGGCUCUUAGAACCCAGCUCUGGAAGGAGAGAGUAGUACAGCCAGGGGAAGUAUGUUUUAUUCCACAGUUUCACAAGCAGCCUGUCCAAGAAUGGAUAUUUGGCUUUGUUAGCCAGCCAUCCUGUUGGCAGACCAGGUUAUGCAUCCCUUCCCACACCCGAAAAGGACUUAAAUUUGCAACAGACUUGCAUAGGGUAAUUUAUAUGUAUAGAUGCAUAUUCAAAAAUAAUUACUCUUAUUUAGAGCAGAGAAGAUGUAGGGGGAUCUUUAUGUGCCUGCUCCCCCCUUUUGUGGUUUAUCCUUAAAGGGGACAGCCUGGAACAGCUUCAAACAGAGGGCUUUCCUCUAAGAGCCCUUCAAAAAAGAGGACUGCCUCUAUAAGGUAGGACACACGGAACCAGGUUGCUUUUGCAAAUGGGAUUGAGGGGGAGUGAUUUUCCAUGACCUCUAAUCAGGUAGUGUAGCCAACAGUGGCAACUGACACUCUCUCUCUCUCUCUCGUUGAUGUAGGGAACCCACCAGAGCUAUACACACCCUUGUAGAUCACAAUUUCCCUACCCCCUCAAAUGCUUUGCUUACAAUGACCUUCUGGGGGCCACGAAAUAGUGGCUUCAGGCCAGUGACCAUGGCUGUGCCCACCAGGGGAGAUCUUCCUGGCAGGCUAAGUAUAUCACUCCACCCCACCCACGGACAAGGGGGGGGGCUAAAUAGGAAGGUAUCAAUGCCUCCCAUGCUGCAUAAGUAAAGGUACAUGCAACAUUCACCCUUUCCUGCUCCGAUUUGCCCCCAUUCAGAAUCCAGCAUACUAAGAACUUUUUCAAACUACCAGAACUUAAGCUGCUCUUUCUUGACCUUGGGUCCACAGAUGUUGUUGAACUAUAACUCCCAUCAUCCCUGACCAGCUAGGUAUGGUGGGAGUUGUAGUUCAACCAAAAUCUGGGGACCCAAAGGUUGAAAAAGCUGCCAUAAGGUUUUAAAUAGCUGGCAGGCAGUAGUUGAAAGCAUGUGCUCAGUGGCUGGUAAAAACAUGGAAGCUGGCAGUGUGCAUGUGCAGAGGAGAACUAAGAGGAAGUAGGCAGUGAGCCUUUGGAGCAGGGGUCCUCAGACUACGGCCUGCCCGGCCAUUUUAGAACCCGCCACAAAGUCCAAGGCUGAAACGCCUUCUGACUUUUAGAAGACAUCUGAAGGCAGCCCUAUUUAAGGAAGCUUUUAAUGUCUGGUGUUUUAUUUUAUUUUUAAUAUUUUGUUGGGAGCCGCCCAGAGUGGCUCGGGAAAUUAUUAUUAAUAAUAAAAAUAUUAGGCUCUUUGCUUCUCCCUUUGUGGGAUAUGAACAUAUUUCAUGCAAGCAUCAGAUCUGUGCCUGUGUAUGCGCGCGCGCACGCAUGCGCGCACACACACACACACACGGGCAAGGGCCAUAGCUCAGUGGUAGAGGAUCUGCUUUGUUCAAUCCCUGGCAUCUCUAGGGAGAGCUAGGUGAGACCCCUGUCUAAAACCCUGCGGAGCUUCUUCCAGUCAGUGUAGACAGUACUGAGCAAGACAGACCAAGGGUCUGGCUUGGUAUAAAGCUGCUUCCUGUAUUCCAUACAUAACAUAUUUAUUCAAUAUCUCUGGAUAACUUACACAAGUCACUUUUUCAUUCUGCAGACAUUUGCCUCCUCUUCCUCCUCCUCCUCCUUCUUUGCACAGAGUUUACAUGUUCCUGGACAUAAUCUAGGAAUGGAAUGUCUGUUCAACACAGAAGGCACUAUAUUGAAUUGCCUAUAGACUCUGGAGACCUAGGAGAGGGGUGAUGACAUUGUGGAAGAGCACAGGCUUUGCGUAUCCCCCACCCGCUCCCACUCCAAGACUGAAUCCCUGGCAUUUCGAGUUAAAGGAUGUCCAAUUUCGGAACCUGGGAAGAGAGUCUGCUAAUCAGAGUUGACAGUGCUGGGUGAGAUGGGACAGGCCAACCAGUCUGACUCAGCACUCAUGUCCAUAUACAUGAAAAUCUCUGGAUGGCUUUUAUGGGGACAGUGCAUGUAUUUCUCUCACUUGUGCCCAUCCUUGAAAACCUGGAUGACCCACCAACCUGGAUGAUGGGCAAGGCAACAAAUGAUAAUUUUACCUUUGUCCAGUAGGCUAGUUUCCAUGCACACUCACACACCCCUCUCUACCAUCCAUCCAAGAGUCCUUCAAGGACACAUUCCAGCCAGGGCAAAAACACUCAGGGUGUGAUGCAUGGUCAGUGGGGGGUCUAGCCUGGGGAGGGUUCCUGGAGGGACCAUAUUUGGCCCUUUGGCUUGAGGUUUCCCACUCCUGCUUAAAAGAGUCUCUAGUACUCUGACAAUUGGGGGGGGGGCAGGAGAGAGCCUAGAAGAGGUGCACUGGAGUCACUCAAGAGAAGCUGCUCACUAGGAGCUCUCCUUGGUGCUGCAAAGAUGAUGCUGUCAUGUCCUGUGGGUUCCACCUUGGGACCAGAAAUGGACAGUUGCAGCAGAAACAGCAAAGAUGUCCUUGUGGUAUCUUUAAAGACUGUAAGGUUUCAAAAUGGCAGGGGCUUUUGUGGUAUAGGAAGGCCCUGAGAGUCUCUGGCUAUGCUUUCUUCUCCCUCCCUCUGAGAUAUGUGGAAAACGUUUUUGCGCAUAUGUUCCCAAUUACUUCUGUUUUUUUUUAAAAUGAUAUUUAUUAAGAUUUCAAAGAGAAGAAUUACAUAAGUAGAGAAAAAGAGAAAAAACAAGAAAAAACAAAAACAAAAGACAAAAGUAAAAAUAUAACAAAAAUACAAAAUACAGAAAAAAAGAAUAAAAAACACUUUAAAAAUACAUCAAUCUUUCCAUGCCUUACAUUCAUUUCCUUGCUUCCCUGACCUCCUCGUACCUCCCUUUUUUGUAUUCCAAUUCAAUUAGUUAAUUCAGCAAUUUCUUUCCCUCUUUAUUUUCUCUUAAUCCUUUAACUUAAUAUACUAUAACUUUGGAUUUUCACCUGUUAACAGUCCAUUUUUACAUACACCUUUAUAGCAUUGCUGCUUAAACCACUUAACUUCAUUCUAACAUCAUUCUAACAUUCAUUAAUUUUGCAAUAUUUCUGUCUCUGACCUACCCAUGCUGAUGAGCAUGGGUGUCAAAGGCCACUUCUUAAGUCUCUGCAUCAGAUCCCUGACCCUGUAAGGUUAAUUGAUUCAGAAAUGGGGAGGUACGCCUGCCUUUUAAAAGGGGCCUGUUUGAUUGGUGAGGGGGAGGAGCGGGGGAGAGAAUGAAUUAUUUUCCACAGAAUUCAGUUUGACAGAUAGGAAAGUCCCCAAUGCCUUGUGGGAUGUAAGAAACAUGACAUCAACUUUUACCCUAACACAAUGAAACAAAACAGGGGGUUUUUUGUAUCCUGCACCAGGUGCUCCUCUGAGCAGGAUUCCCCCAGAGGGAGCAUAAGUUACAUUAUCUUAAGAGGUGUUCAGAUGAGUGCAGUUUUGAAAACUUCAAUGCAUUUUGAAAGGUUUGUUAAAGGUGCUGGAAAUUGUAGCUUUGUGAGGGAUAAACUACAGUUCCCAAGAUGCUUCAGGGAAUAUAAUGUGCUUUAAAUAUGCUGUGUAUAUGGAGCAUGUGUUUGGCUCCUCAAGCUCUCCACCUCCACUUUGUCUUUGGUGCAAGGUCCUUCUUCAUCUAAACCUCUUAGUGCACUAGCAGACCCAAACCUCUGGUUCCUGGUUUAUUUUCAGCUCCUGUAACAAUUCUUACGGCCCUUUGUUGCAAAGGUCUAUUUCUUUCAAAAACCUGGCCCUUGGAAGGAUAAUAUAAAAUAUACACCUAACUGAGUGUUAUCCACAAAUAUCUUGUGUGUGUGGAUAACGAUGUCAAGCGUGCCCCUAGUCUGGCACCCUAUGCAUUGAGUGCAAACAUUAAAAAAGAGACACUUAGCGUGUAACUGCCUGAAUGUGCACAGGUGUUCCAUGUGUCAAGGAUCCCUUGCACUGAAUUAGGAAACUCUUUCAAGUGUCUUUAAUUUUCUGCAGCUUGUGCUGUCUCCAGAAGGAAUCUGGGUUACCUUGGUCCUGAAUUUCAAUGUGUUUGGGACUGGCUAUAAUAAUAACAUGGUUCUGUUAAAGCAACAGAGCAGCAGCUAUCAGUUCUACUUCUUUAUGCUUGGGUAGCAGAGGUUGGCUCCGUCUGCCAAAAAUAGGCUUCUGAAAAUUGGAGCUUGCAAAGACUAGCCGCAUCCUUAGAUUCUGAGCACUUUACGAAAAAGCGAAGUGUUUGUCUGGGAGAGGGAGGGCAAUGUGGAGGGAGGGGUUCCUCUCUCUCUCUCUCUCUCUUGGCCAAUAGUAGCUCAGGGAGAUGCUCAGAGCAGGACUUGCAGGUGUCCAGGGCCACCAUAAGCAGGAUGAGCAAAAAGAGCCAGCCAGUGCAGCAAGGCUGGAUUAUCAACAUUUUGAAAUGAACGAUGCCAUCUAUAGACCCCUCCCCUUCCUGCUCUUGUAAUAUUACAAAGUCCUGAGCACCACCACAAGAAGGAAUAGCAUAAACAACUCCACUAUCAGAGGCAGUAUGCCCCAGGGGCCAGAAGAGCCGUAGCCCAAGUGCACAAUUUUGAGGGGGCAUGAACUAGGUGCCCCUCCCCCAGGGAUCCCCGUCCUGCCCUGACUGCCGCUGAGGGUCUCUGGGCCCUGGAAGGUGGGCAGCCUGGCCUGCCACUGUGCCCCCAGCUCCCUCACUGAAUGGCCACCCAGCCAAUGUCAAGGGGCAUUUGCCCACCAAGGGCGCUUGGCUCCAGUGGCGAGGGCUGGGCUGGCGCAGUGGGCUCUGCAUGCCACCCUCACUUGGUGUGUGUGCACCUGGCACAGCAGGCUCUGUUCACCCUCUGUACACUUCCAUGCACAUGCACCCUGCACAUGCAAAUGCCGCAACACGGUUGGUAUGCCCCAGAAUACCAGUCACUUGGAAUCACAAGUGAGGAAAGUGGGCAUGUGAACUGCUGGCCUCCAUUUGGGAAGCGGUGAAUUUGAGGUAGUAUGUGGCCUUUGGCCUGCGAAGUCUGUCUGGCAGACUGGCUGGAAUGCCCGACUUUGGUCAUGGUAGGCUUCAGUCUGGAAUAUCUGCUAACCCAGGAAGUUUACUGGGUAGCCCUGGUGGAAAGUCAUUGCUUCUCUGCCUAAUAGUCUACCUUACAGGGUUGUUGGGUGGAUAAAAUGACACUCCCUGCAUCCUCCUCUGAGAGGGAGCAAGAUACAAGGAGGAAAGAGCAAAAUGUCACACAUGGGGGUUUAUUCUCUUUUUAUGUGGCACUCCAUGUAGGUGUGAACUCUCUGUAAGUGUGAACUUUGAGGCUUUUCCAGGCCUUGUUACUCACAGGGCAUCAAUUCCCGUUUGAAGCAAGACAGAAUGAAAGCAAGAGAGAAUGCUCCUUGCGCAAGCAGGCAGACAGGCAAGUAGGACACUCUUUCUUCCCCAUGGCCAAAAUAAAUGGGACAAACUGUGGCUGGUAUUCCCUUUAACUUAUUCCUUUUCUAAGGGAAACAAAGGUGUUUCAUCAAUAUGGAUUUUAAAAAAGGUUGCUUAGCAAGGAAAGCUGGUGGUGUGUGUCAACAUCCCCCUCCCCUCGGCUGCGGACUCCCCCUCCCCUGACUUCUGCUUCAGGCCAGGAUGAAAUCUAAUCUCUCAUCCCUUGGCUUGACCUUGCAUUACUGAGGGAGCCAUAAGUAAAACGAUCUCAGCUGAUGGGCCAAAGCUCCUCUGGCUAGGGGUGGGGGUGGGAGUGUCAGGGCCCCUCCUUGUGGAGAGAGAGGGCGGUUGGAGGGCUAUUCAUAGCCUCUUUCCUGGCAACCAUUUGGAACAGGGCAAGUUGAACAUGGCUCUUUUUCAUGCGUAGAGGCCACUACGUGUGGAGGGGAUUCUUCAGGGCCCUGUGAACCUAUCUUAGCACCAAAUCAGUUUGUUGGCCUGUCUACCCUGGCACAGUUCAACCUGACUGGGCAGUCAUUUCCCCAAGUUGCCAGGGGAGGGGUCUUUCCCCCCAGGCUUGCAGACUUUUGAUGCUUUUAAGUAGAGGUGCCAGGGAUAGAACAUGGGUUUUUUGCAUGCCACACAGGGGCAACCCAAGACUUUUGGCUGCCUGAAAAACAAAAUAAGCUGCCUUAUACUUAAUCAGACUAUUGCUCCUUCUAGUUGAGAACUGCCAACACUGACUGGCAGCAGCUCUCUGCGGUUUCAGGCAGGGAGUCUUUCCCAUACCUACCUGGAGAUGUCAGAGUUUGGACCUAGGACUUCAUGCAUGCAAAAGGUACCACUGAGCUGUGGCCCAUCCCAAAGGCAGAGGACAAGAUGGUUUCUCUCUCUCUCUCUCUCUCUCUCUCUCUCUCUCUCCCCCCCCCCAUACCCACCCAUUUAUUCCAUGGCUGAUGCUCUGUUGUAGGUGCUGUGUAAGGAGACACAUUCACAUACUCUGAGAUAGCAGAGUACAAAAAACCACUUGGUUUCAUACAUCUUAUAUAGCUCUACAGUACAGUGGUACCUCGGGUUACAUACGCUUCAGGUUACAGACUCCGCUAACCCAGAAAUAGUACCUCAGGUUGAGAACUUUGCUUCAGGAUGAGAACAGAAAUCAUGCGGCAGUGGUGCGGCGGCAGCGGGAGGCCCCAUUAGCUAAAGUGGUGCUUCAGGUUAAGAACAGUUUCAGGUUAAGAAGGACCUCCAGAACGAAUUAAGUUCUUAACCCCAGGUACCACUGUAUUAGCACUACUGCCAACCAGUAACAAUGGGCCCGAUUCACCUACGUUGUUGCACUAGUGGAAGCCAAUGCAAUGAGUCCCAUUGAUACAAGGGGUUUCCCCCUCACCCCACCUGUCAAAAAGCUGAUUGGGAGGAUCAGGAGAACCCCCAGAACAGGAUGUAUGCCUAAAUGCUUGUGUGGAUGGAAUAAUCCCUUUAGUACUACUUUGAAUUCCACCCAUUAAUAGUAACUACACUUACUUUGCAACUACCAGAUUGCAUAUAAUUACAUAAACUGACCAGAUUUUACUGCAAUGCCAGCAAUCAUAGAAUCAUAGAAUAGUAGAGUUGGGAGGGACCCCGGGGGUCAUCUAGUCCAACCCCCUGAAAUGCUGGGAUUUGCGCCCAACAUGGGACUUGAACCCGUGACCCUGACAUUCAGAGCUUCCUGCUGGGGGGAAUGGUGUACUUCAAUGAACCUCAGUGGAGCAGGUUAGUUUAGGACUGUGUGACAGGCCUGUGAGACACACAGAUCUGAUCUCCAACAGUGGAGAAUAGCUCAGGAGGAAUUGGGGGGAGGCUGCCCCCUGAAAUGAUUGCCACACUCUGCCUUGGCGGUAGGGUAAUGCCAUUUACCCUCUGGCUGGAGCUAAACCCCUUCCCCUUUGAAAUAUACUCAGAGUUGCAAAGUGAUUUCAUGCUCUUUAUUCAGCUCAUAGUGGUGAGGAGGAAUGAAUGAAUGUCCCCUCAAAGUAUUUGGAUCCUAUUGUUCUAGGACCAAUCAGACUGCUGCAGUUUGGAUCCUAUUCAACUCAGUACAUAACACCCCUCCCCUCUAAGUUCCAGUCCUGCCCGGGAGGUCGCAUUCAUAGUCCUCGAGGUACGCCGGCGGCCUACGUGUGCGUUGCGGCCUGGGGAGUUCCCUGGUCCGGGGUUCAGGUUCUGGCUCGUGUUCCAAGGAUGCUGGCUGUGAUGGGCCUGUUUGGUCUGGCGCAACCGGCUCACUCAGUCGUGGUUCUGGUUCCGGCGUCCUUUCGGCCUCGCGGGUCCUCUCUGUAUUUACUGAUUCUGCCUCUCCUGCUGGCCCCUCCUGCUCUAUGGGCCUCACUGCCCCUCUGUUCCCUUGGGACUCCUCUGACCUUUCCUCCUCCUGGUUUUCUCCUGGGAAUCGUCGCCGUAUCUGGUCGCAGUGGCGGCGCCAGCAUUGCCCCCCAUCCGUUAGCACCUCGUACGACACGGGGCCAGUGACCCUGGUGACUGUGGCGGGUACCCAUGCUGAGCCUGCCCCAAAAUUAUUUGCGUACACUGGCUCCUGGGCCUCGAAGGUCCGGGGGUUCCUGCCUUCCCCCACCACUACCUCAUCCUGAGCUCUAUCGGGGUGAAGGCGGUCCAAUCUGAUUGCAAGGCGCCGACCCAUUAGUAGUUCAGCGGGGCUCCGGCCAGUCGUUGAGCUGGGGGUGCUGUGCUGUGCUAGGAGGAAUGUGGCAAGGCGGUACUCCCAACCCCUUGCGUCAUGCGGCGAAGGGUGUCCUUGGUGGUCCGCACCAUGCGUUCUGCUUGGCCAUUGGUGGCAGGGUGGAAUGGCGCCGAACGGAUGUGGCGGAUGGCGUUCUGCGCUGUGAAGGUUUGGAAUUCUCCUGACGUAAAUGCAGUCCCGUUGUCUGAGACGAGAGUGUCAGGGAGCCCGUGGGUUGCAAACAGCCUGCGUAGUACCCGGAUGGCUGCGGAUGUAGAAGUGGACGGUACCAGUGCGACUUCCAGCCAUUUGGUGUAGGAGUCCACCACUAUGAAGAAUGUUUUCCCCUGAAAGGGGCCAGCGAAGUCCACAUGCAGGCGUGACCAUGGUGCUCGGGCGGACUCCCAGGACUGGACUAGGGCCCUUGGGGGGAUCUGGGUGGGAUUCUUGGCAGGCCUGACAGUGUUUGACCCAGGCCUCUAUCUCUCCGUCGAUCCCCGGCCAUCACACAUAACUCCUGGCAAGGGCCUUCAUUCUUACUACCCCUGGAUGUCUCGUGUAGGGCUGUGAGGACCCUUUUGCGGAGGGGCUGGGGAACAAUGACUCUGCUUCCCCAUAACAGGCACCCCUUGUGGGCCGACAGUUCAUGUUUGCAGUUGUGUAGCCGGCGAAUUCUGGCCCGGGGCUGCUGCUGGGCCAUCCCCUCCACACCCAGUCCAGGACCCGGGAGAUGACCCUAUCUUUCUUGGAAUGGUGUGCAACUUCUUGUGCCUGAAUGGGGCGGUCGGGAAGCAGCUCCAGGCUCAUAACCUCUUGUGCAGGUGCUGGGUCGGGGCCUGUUUCCAGUAGUGGUAGCCUGCUGAGGGCGUCCGCAUGGCCCAUUGCCUUCCCCGGGCGGUGAAUCAGUGCAUACUGGUAGCUGGCAAGGAAAAUUGACCACCUGAGGACGUGAGGAGACAGCACUUGGGGGGUCUGCUUUUCGGGGGCAAACAAGCCAAGCAACGGCUUGUGGUCAGUCACCACGGUGAAGGGCCGCCCGUACAAGAAAUCAUGGAAUUUUUUUACUCCCUUCACGAUUGCCAGACCCUCCUUAUCUAUUUGCGAGUAGUUCCGCUCGGUUGCGUUGAGUGUCUGGGAAAAGUAUGCCACCGGUACCUCUCUUCCAUCCGGGAGUUGGUGUCCCAGGACAGCGCCAAUGCCAUAGGGCGAGGCAUCGCAUGCUAGCACCACCGGCAGCCUCUCAUCGAAGUGUGCCAAGACCGAGUUUGAGACAAGCAAGUCCUUGACUGCCUGGAAUGCAGCCUUCUGACGCUGGCCCCACACCCAAGGGGCCCGCUUGUCCAGGAGUCUGUGUAGGGGCUCUGCUACCGCCGCCUUGUGGGGAAGGAAGGAAUGGUAAAAGUUCAAUAGUCCCAAGAAGGCCUGAAGUUCAGUCUUGCUCUUGGGUGCUGGGGCAUCACAAAUGGCCCGUACCUUGUCCCCAGUCGGGUGGACCCCUUCUGCAUCCACCAUAAAUCCCAGAAAGUCCACCUGAGGCACUCCUAGUAGACAUUUUUCCCGCUUCACCUUGAGACCCGCCAUCUGGAAACGGUGCAGAACGGUGCAGAGGCGGUCCUCAAACUCCUCUGGAGUGGGCCCGGCAAUCAACACAUCAUCGAAGAAGGGGGUGACGCCAGGAAUCCCUUUAAGGAGCGAGUCCAUUAGAUUCUGGAAUAUGCCUGGUGCCACACUGACACCGAAUUGCAGCCGCUUUACCCUGAACGCUCCUCUGUGCGUCACAAUCGUCUGUGCCUCUGCUGUGGCCUCAUCUACUGGCAGCUGUUGAUAUGCUUGGGCCAAGUCCAGCUUGCCAAAAUUUUCGACCCAGCCAGGGUGGCAAGGACAUGGCUGACCACUGGCACUGGGUAUGCAUGGGCCGUGAGGGCCUUGUUUAUGGUACAUUUGUAGUCUGCGCAGAUGCGGACCGAACCAUUAGGCUUGACGGGUGUGACGAUUGGGGUUUCCCAGGGGGUAUUAGGCACCGGCUCCAGCACUCCUUGCUCCACGAGCCUGUCCAAUUCCUCCUCUAUACAGGGUUUCAGGGCGAACGGGACCCGGCGGGCCUUGAGCCUGACCGGUCGUACUGCGGGGUCAAGCUGUAGAGCAAUGGGGGGGCCGUAUACUGUCCCAAUUUCCCAUCGAAAACCCCUGGAAAUUCCUUGCAGAUGGCGUCCACGUCCACUUGUAAGGUAGUGUGGUUCACCCCGGUGAUGGCUAGCCCCAGUGGUCCAAACCAUGCCAAUCCCAGUAAGCUAAUGUAGGGGCCCUUGACCACAAGCAAGUCCAGUUGCCGCGUCCGCCCUCGGUAUUGCACCCUGAAGGUCCCCACCCCCAUUGUGGGGACCUUACGUUUCUGGAAGUCCCGGAGGGUGAAUGGGGCCGGCCUGAGUUUGGGACCCCCGUAGGACACAGUUUCCUUAAGGUCCUUGCCGAGAUUAUGGAUAGAGUUGAACCCGUGUCAAGCUCCAUGCGGCAUGGGGCCCCCUCUAUCUGUACCUCUACAUAAAUUUUCUCUACGUUGGGGUGGGGCAACUGGUAUACCUGGAAGUCCGUGAGCUCCGUAGAGUUGCCUUGGUGCGUUGGGCCCCGGGACCUGGGGCACUUGGAUUGGUCAUCUGAUGCCUGGCGUCGGGUGGGCCGAGCUCGACACACCCGGGCGAUGUGUCCCAAUUUUCUGCACUGCCUGCACUCUGCGUUGCGGAAACGGCAGGUCCUCCUCUCGUGACUUUCCCCGCAGCUUGCGCAGUUCCCUCCUUCUCGUCGAGGCAGCUGUGGUAUGUGGGCUGCUUGAGUGCACUGCUGUACUCGGUGCACCUCCUCCCUGUCGGAUCCUGAGUCGUCGGUGAGCUCUUCGUGGUGGACCCUCAGUUGGGAUGGCAGGCUCAGCCGUGCCUCUUGCGUCGACCUCUUGGCAGCUUCCGUUGCCAGGGCCUCCUCCAGAGCGACCUGGAACGUUAGGUCCUUCUUGGCGUAGAGGCGUCGUUGCAGCUUCUCAUCCUUCAGGCCACCGACGAGGCGGUCACGAAGCAUGUUCUCCAGCUCUGAGAAGUUGCAGAACCAGGCAGCUUGGCGGAGAGAGGUCACAAACCCAGUUAUGGUUUCCCCAGGGGCUUGCCACUUUGCGUAGAAGGCAUUUCGACGAGCCACCACUGAGGGCUGUGGCGAAAAGUGCCCCUUCAGCUGUUCCAUUAUUGUUUUGUAUGGAACAGUAGCGACGUCUUCAGGUGCAAGGAGAGCCCGGGCGAUUUCAAAUGUCUCCUCUCCGCAGAUGCUGAAGAAUAUCGCCCUCUUCUUGGUGUCUUCUUCAUCGGUGACCCCUUUGGCUUCUAGGAGGAAGGUGAAACGGGAGGCGUAUGCUUCCCAGUCUCCAGAUGCUGGGUUGAACGGCGAGAAGUUGCUGUCAGUUGCCAUUCUGAGUUCCUUGUGUCCCGGAGCUGAAGCCUGGAUACACGGUGCGAGGCAGCGGUGCGGCAGGUGGCGGUGCUGCGGUGCUGUGUGUGGCAGUCAGCUUAGCGGGAUCCCAUCCUCGUCGCCAGUGAAAUAUACUCAGAGUUGCAAAGUGAUUUCAUGCUCUUUAUUCAGCUCAUAGUGGUGAGGAGGAAUGAAUGAAUGUCCCCUCAAAGUAUCUGCUUUAUAUACAUUAUUUACACAAUGGGCUGCACAUGAUUGGUUAAUUCUGGAAUUCUACUGUAAGCCAAUCAGGUUGUGGAUUCACUUAUAUCUGGAGCAUGAUUGGGUGGUUCCUGCCAACCAAUCAUACUGCUGCAUUGUUCUUGGACCAACCAGACUGCUGCAUUCUGAAUCCUAUUGUUCUAGGACCAAUCAGACUGCUGCAAUUUGGAUCCUAUUGUUCUAGGACCAAUCAGACUGCUGCAGUUUGGAUCCUAUUCAACUCAGUACAUAACACCCUUCAUUGUGGAAAUGAUUCCUGACUCAUGAAUAGUGUGGAAAUGCUACUGGCACAUUUUGCUGUCUGAAUUCGCUCUGAGUUUGGGACGCCAACAUGCGCAUGAAAUUUGCGUACGGUAAUUUAUAUGUAUAGAUCCAAAUUUAGAAACGAUUACUAUGAAUGUAAUGGAAAUACCUCUUCCCAUAGUGAGGAAGGUACCAGUGACUUGUGCUGUUGCUCAGUGUGCUGUCCGGGUGCUGCAACGCUGUCAAAGAGCAUCUUCAAGGCUCCUGCUGCUCUCCUUUCUUAUGCUCCCUUAUGCUUAAAUCAGACUUAAGGCAGGCUGUCCUCCCAGAGCCCUUUAAAGAGAGAGAGAACUGUCCUCUGCAAAGCUGGAUAUGUGGCCAUUUUGCUUGCAAUGGGAAGAGACUUGGAGGAACUCCUUGUGCCACUGGACAUCAAGCCAGUAUGUGAAAGGUGAGUAGGGUACACAACGUGUAUUGAAAACUCAGGCCCAUGGCCCUGUGCCUGCAAUUAGUCCUUCCUGUUUGGGGGUGGGGCGGGGGGAUAGCUGGCCUUGGCUCAGGAGCAGCUCAGCCUGGGAAGAAGUGACAGGCCUGUCCGGUUGCUGAAAGGUGUGGCAUAUGUGGCACAGACCAUGCCUGCCGCCGCCGGCUGUUUCCGAGAACAGUAGGCAGAGGAUCAGGAACAUCCUGUACUGUGUAGGACAAGGAGACUCUGUCUCCCGCUUCUCUGUCUCGCUGUACCUGGAGUUUUGAAGUGGGUGUUUCCAAAAAGUCAAAUCUUUAUUCAAUGUAAUCUUCAUCUUGUGUGCUCCUCCCUGUAUUAUAUGUAUGUGGGAUAGCUCAGUUGGUAGAGCAUGAGACUCUUAAUCUCAGGGUUGUGAGUUUGAGCCCCGCUUUGGGUGAAAAAUUCCUGCAAUCCUGGCACAGUCCCUACCAGCUCUACAGUUCUAUCAUUCUGUGAUUUUCUUACCAUCUUCCCACAGAGUUUGGCUUGUCCCACUGGAUUUAGUCUCAUGGCAUGGUUCUUUUCUGGUGAGUCCCAUGGGCCUCUCAGGACAUGGUGUUUUGAUGCAAGUGUUUUAUGCAUCAUGCCGGACUUUGGUAAUAUGGUGCCUGAGCAAGGACAAAAUUUGGCACAUGCACCUCUUUCUUAUUUCACAAAAAAUCCUUUUGGUACAGUUACCUUUUUAAUGGUUCUUCUCAAUAGUAUUAUGUAUCCGCUUGGCUCAGGGCUCUCUGCAGGGGAACCACCCACACUGCCCUAAAUCCGGCACUGAUUUGUACUGGACCAUCCAAACUUUUCCUGCUUUGUAAGUUGUUCUGCGAUGCUUUCCUGAUUGCUGUCUAGCAGUUACUUUUGCCCCAUAGCACAACAAAAGUGGGACCAAAAUAACAAGAGCAGGUAUUUGCCAUAUGACAAAUUACAGGAUUUAGACAGGACAUAUGCAGAUUGGAAACAAAGCAGUGUGCCUCCCCCAAAACGUUUUCAGGCACCAAACAGUAUUGAAAGUGGGAUGUUGUAUAACUGCCCCAAUACCAACAUGAAUGCACAAUAAAAAGGACAUGUGGAGGGUCAGUAGACACCCAGGAGUAGGGCUGGGUGAGACCUGGUUUUCAACAUUGUGAUAUAUAACCAGCUAAACAUAAUGAUAUACUGAUAUAUCACCAUGUCUGAAAUAAGGAUGGAGAUAUGUAGAGGCAUUAGCUGGCCUCACAGAUUUUCCUACAUUGUGGUUUUUGCAUAACACACACACACACAUACACAUCAUGAUUCGCAAUAUAUUGCCAGGUCAAAAAUGAUGAAACCAAUAUCAUGAUAUGAACUUCAAACUGGUUGGGACAGCUGCUUCCCAAAGUCCAGCAAUGCUGGUACAUUCAGUCUCCAGGAUGAGGACCCCCAAGAUUGCUCCACUGCUUGGGGUGGGAUAUAAAGCUGUCAGUCAAGUCCAACAUUCCGAGAGGACUACCAUAUUUUUUGCACCAUAACACUCACUUUUUUCCUCCUAAAAAGUAAGGGGAAAUGUCUGUGCGUGUUAUGGAGGAAAUGCCUACGGGUGGCAUGCCUACGGAUUUUCCUCCUCUAAAAACUACGUGCGUGUUAUGGUCGGGUGCGUGUUAUAGAGCGAAAAAUACGGUAACUCCCUCUGUGUGGCAGGCAGUUCUGUCAGUUGGUCGGUUGCUGCAAGGAGUGUUAACUGGCAGCUGCUCAGAUGCAGUCUUCUCCUGACUCACUACUAUCUAGUAUAUAGUUUAUAACCUAAGCCUGCCUUCAGGAACAACUCUGUAAACCUGAAUGAAUCUGCUAGUAAAGUAGUUUAUGUUAAUAUGAUUUUGAUUCAUGUGUGUUUUCUUUAAGAGGGGCAGAAGGGAUUAUCAACCAGGAAGGUAUAAUUAUUGAUAGGACUCAAACGAGUUAGCAACCUGCUUGUUGCUGCAUAAACUCAAGCAGGGGAUCGUUUAAACUCUGCUAAAUUAUAUAAACGUUCCCACACUUGGGAGGAAUUGGAGAAGCACAGGGCACUCACAAAGCUCCCUUGCCUGCUUCUCAGUGCCUGUCUGUUCCCUAUUUUGUUCCUGCUUUCCCGUUGCCUUUGAUCGCUCAUCAAGGCGUCAAGCGAGGUGUAACAUGGCUGGCUGUUGACAGGAGUUAGCCUUGCAUGAAGCCUUGAUGCCUAUUUUGUUGCUGCAAAGCUUCUUUCCGUCCCGCCUCCUCUGACAUCCUUCCUGUCCUCCUUGUUCCAAAAUGUAUUUUCUUGUCAGAAAAUGAUCCAGCUGGCCCAGGUUCAAGGGAGUGCUGCCCUGAGGGACCUGAAAGUGAACUUUGGGUUCCAGCACUUGCCGUGCUGCUUUGAGGAGUUAUUCUCAUGUUGGCUCUGAUUCAGGGGAAGUUAGGCCCCAUCUGCGCUGAGCACUUGACGCAGUACCAUUUCAAACAGCCAUGGCUUCCCCCAAAGCAUUCUGGGACCUGUGGUUUCUCAAGGGUGCCAAGAGUUGUUAGGAGACCCCUAUUCCCUUCUACGAAGUUCCUGGGGAAGAGCGAUUAACGGUUAAACCACUCUGAGAAUUGUAGCUCUGUGAAGGUAACAGGAGUCUCCUAUCCACUCUUGGCACCCUUGAGAAACUACAGGUCCCAGAAUGCCAGUGGGCAUGGCCCUGUUCCACCCUCCAUAUGACUUAUCAUCCCAUGAAGGGAAUGGAUGGAAAGAGUUCUUGACUGAAGGGAAUUUCUGUAUGUGCAAUAAGAAUUAAAACCUUGGCAUACCAGCACUGAGCUGUGGGUCAGCCACCCCUGGGCAAUUGUUCUAGGUGAGGCAAUGGUGCUGAGAGAGCAACCUGCAUGUACUGAUGGGAUCUGCAAGGGAUGCAGGAGAAUGUGGGUGCCAUGACCUCACUUUAGGGUACCUGGAAGUUGCUGUCUGCUUGCUCGUGCAGUGACUAUAGUCUUUCUGGUUCCUGUGUGCAAGAGAGAGAGAGAGAGAGAGAAGUCACUGGGCAGAAACUGCAGUUCAUUUGAAGAGAGCCAGGAGAUGGAGAGGAGCUUGGGAUCACAGGAGGUGGUUCAUGGCUCCUGGGUAGGGGACUUAGGUACUGCUGGGGCUUAGGGAUCCAAUCAGCAACAAAAAGGGAAAGCUCAGUGGUCAUAAUAUCUAAAUAAUGUCUCAUGAUUCCCUGCUCUCUGUAUAUUCUCUGCUGGAAAACAAAUAACAACUAUCUUCCCUUUUGGGUGGGGAGCAGGUAAGAGUUGAAUCCUCUAUUUGGAAUUCCAAAUGUGGGUUUCCAUAGCAACUAGUUUUAGUAAAGAGGUGAGGCAGGGGAGAGAGGCACCUGGGACCUCCCAAUGUUGCAGUUGUCAGAAUGCUGCAUGGUAAGUCCCUCCUGGAAACAUCAUUAGCAUCUCAUUGGUGCCUCCUGGAACUCACAUGACCAAACACACAUGUACCCCCGACUCCUGAACUGGCAAGAUCUCCUGCACUGGGGAGGGUGAAAGUCCCAAAUAAUCCUAGCAGUGGAGGGAUGCUUGUGUGGAAUAUGGAACACAGUAGCAUUUGACAUGCCCCACAAGGAACAUGAAUCCGGCAGAUGGGGCAGGACUUUACCCUUAGUGAUACCCAGUCGGGGAAAAUAGGCUCAUCAUCACCAGAUAACACUGCUUCUAGGCUGCACCUACUGUGUCAGAUUACAAGCGGUGGUGUGGAAAUAAUAAGAUUGGAAACUUUCCCCGCCACCGCAUAUAAUCACCUUAAUUGCUGAUACAUAGGCAAUUAUCAUGGCAUGGAGAAGGCUAGGCAAUAGCUAGGGACACCAUGUGCCCUAUUCUGCAGUGGAUGGUUCUCUGUUUUGAAAGUGUCUUUUAUUUGAGUGUUCAUUCAGACUUCCUUUUGUGCCACACUUUCCAGGCACAGGUUCAUGUUUUAAAGCUCCAUGUCUGAGCAGAAUUUUUUCUGCCCUGGCACUUUCCCUAGGGAAGCCCGUUAUUUACUGCUGAAUUGGAGAAAACGACAAUCCACAGGAAACGCAAUUGUCUCUAUUGUUGCCUGUUUUUAAAUCCCAUGUUAAUUGGUCUGAACUUGAGAUGUCUAAUGCAGUAUAUUGGGUUCUUGCAGGACAACUUCAGUUCUGAGUAGAUACCUUCAUGUUUGCGUAUAUACAGUGGUACCUCGGGUUAAAUACGCUUCAGGUUACAGACUCUGCUAACCCAGAAAUAGUACCUCGGGUCAAGAUCUUUGCUUCAGGAUGAGAACAGAAAUUGUGCGGCGGCAGCGGAAGGCCCCAUUAGCUAAAGUGGUGCUUCAGGUUAAGAACGGACCUCCGGAACAAAUUAAGUACAUAACCAGAGGUACCACUGUAUAUAGCCCAGAGGUUUUCAACCUUUUUGAGUCCAUGGCUCCCUUGACAAUCUACAUUCUCUCUGUGGCACCCCUGUGGGGCUCAGGAGCCCAGUUAUGUCACCCUUUGCCUGCAAAGCUGGCAGAUUCUCACCCUUUCUCAAACACCCUUCCUUGUGGAGUGUUCCCUCAGUCUCCUCUCCUCUCCCCUCUCCUUCGGAGUCUUCUGGGCAGCUGCCCCUAGUCUCGCCCCAAAGAGAAGUGCCUCCCAGAGGCACCAUCAGCCUGCGGAGCUUAUAGCCAGGGCUGCUGCAAAAAACAGCUGUGCAAGCUUUUGGGAGGCAAAGUUGUAAGAGGGCAUCAGGGAAGAGAGGGAAGGAAAGAGGGACAGAGGCCAGCAUUGCCUGCGACGCCCGUGACUAUCAUUCAAGGCACCCCAGGCACAGCAGACUGGUUGAAAACCACUGAUAUAGCCUAUUUAUGGCUUUGUUUCUGUUUGGAGCAAUUGGUCUGCUGCUUGGCUGGAGGUCCUGGCUAGCACCUUAGCUUGGUUUUGUAGGUAACAACCCACUGCUAUCUGUUCAUGUGCCCUUUGCUGGAUUCUGCAACUCAGAGGUUACUCAAUUAUUCAUAAAUAUUGGUUUUUCUCCAUUAUGUUUACACUUUUGGGCCGAUCCCAACCAUAUCAUUAGUAAUGUGUACACAGUGUUGAAUGAUGUCACACGCCGGGUGCCUGUGACCUUGCAUUGUGAAAUUACCAUUUUACAGUUUCACAACAAAAUAAUCCCAGGGUUCUGGUGCACACGACUGUUUCAUGUGGGGUUCAAGGGAGUGCUGCCCUGAGGGACCUGAAAGUGAACCUUGGGUUCCAGCACUUGCCGUGCUGCUUUGAGGAGUUAUUCUCAUGUUGGCUCUGAUUCAGGGGAAGUUAGGCCCCAUCUGCACUGAGCACUUGACGCAGUACCAUUUCAAACAGCCAUGGCUUCCCCCUAUUCCCUUCAUAGAGCUACAAAGUUCCUGGGGAAGAGCGAUUAAUGGUUAAACCACUAAGAAUUUGGCACACCAGCACUGAGCUGUGGGUCAGCCACCCCUGGGCAAUUGUUCUAGGGGAGGCAUUGAUGCUGAGAGAGCCUCAAAGGAGCCUCAAAGGAGUGUGCAAUAUUCUCCCCCCCACACACACACAUUUUAUCCUCAUAAGAAUCCUGCGAGGUAGGUUUGGCUGAGAGGCAGUGGCUGGCCCAAGAUCACCCAGUGAGCUUUCAUGGCCGAGUGGCGACUCAAACCCUGGUCUCCCAGGUCCUAAUCCAACAAUCUAACAAUAGCACCACACUAGCUCUUCUGUGUAGAAGCAGGGGUGGGGCUAUAAUGUAUGCCAGGCUGUGACAUUGUGGCCUCGUUGCUGCCCGGCUUUGCCAUUACCGUGUUGAGCAUGGAGGUCUGAAGAGAGAAGGGUUUGGGCAGGCAGCUGCUCCCACAUCUGGGCUCCAUGAAACCAGGAAGGGUGCCUUUUUUAAGACCUUGGUGCUUGGCAUGCAAAACUCUUGGGAGACUCAUGGGGUGGAGCUAGAGACCUGGCCCCACUUCUGCUUCUCUAUGAGCCCCCCCCCCCCCCCGAGCCAGCGCAUUAGCCGGGCUACUGGCUCUCUUCAGGCAUCCACUGCCUGAGUUAAGGAGGCACGUGAUGAGGGGAGUGGGGAUCAGAUUCCCCCCAGUGCUAUUCUGAUUGCCCUCCCCAGCAUGGAACUCUGCACACAUUUCAGAACCCUGGAAAAUCAGGAUCCUCUAAACCACAUGAGGAGGAGCAGACCCCUUGCUUCAUAUAGUUACCCUUGAACUCCUGGAGGGUGACCCAGAACAACAACAACAGGGGUGGAGGUAGUGAAUUCAUCCCUGCAGCCCCCCACUUUCAGAUUACUUACACUUCAGGCAUUUGCUACCUGGUUUAAGUGGGACCUCCAAAGGCCUGAUCUGCUUUGAACCAAAGGGAUUGGGCUGACAAAAACCAUAUUUGAUCAAAACCAAUCAAAUGUGCCUGGAUAGCUCAGUUGGGCAGAGCAUGAUGCUGGUAAUGCCAAGGUUGCAGUUGUGUGGGACAGCUGCAUAUUCCUGCAUUGCAGGGGGUUGGGACUAGAUGAUCCUCAUGGUCCCUUCCAACUCUACAAUUCUAUAAAAUAACCUUCCACUGACCAGUGCAGGUGGGGGAGGUAAGGCUCAAGGUUUGCUCUCAUCUGUAAUGCCCUUUCCCAUCAAUGCAACGCAGCUCCACACUCAAACUUAAAAAAAUAAAAAUUAAAAAUCUCUUUUUUAAAGGUAAAAUACUGACACCUAACAAGAUACAUGGGCUUAUUGCUUGCCAUAAGUCUAGACAUUCUGGGGAGGCCUGCAUUUAUUUACAAUCUCGGGACUGGAUUGUCUGUGUGCCUUCCCCCGCUCUCCCAGCUUCUGUGAAUGCAGGAGCCUUAUUAAUAGCUCUAACAUAGCACACUUCAUCUCCAAAGCACUUUAGAGAGCGAGAGAGAAAUAGAGAGUAUAAUUAAUUAAUCAUUUAAUGCUUAGCAGCACUUAAACUGCACGCAGCUCUCCACAAGCGCGCAGGCACACAAAGCGCAGCAUAGACGUUAAGCCCUUUGGCGUACUUAACUCUCUCCGAGAUUGUGCGGAGCGUGGCCCGGAGCCAGCUAAGGAGAGGGCUGGGAAGACUCAGCUCCCUGGGCGCCUGGGUUAUGCCUGUGAGCUGCAUCCUGCUACAAAGAAUUGGCUAGAUCUGUGUGGUCCUUUUAUGUGUGGGCUUUUAAAAAAGAAAACAAAUAUAUUCAGGCGUAAAGGUUGCAGCUUGCCUGGUGGGGGCACACAGACCUCUCUUGGACCCCACUUUCCCUUCUGACAUUCACUCCAGAGUGCAUCUGCCCCCACCCCACAAAUCAUGCAUAAUCCCAGAAAAUUUCCCGCCCAUGUUCUUUUCAUAUAUGUUCUGCUUUGCCCCAGUUAUGUUUCCAUUAUUUUCUUUUUAAAAAAUACAUUACAUUUUGUAUACAAAUACGUUACUUACUGUACUAUACAAUGGUGCUGCUGUAAGUGGUGAUUUGUGGACUGAUUCUAGUCUGUGAGUCAUCAGCUGCUGGUUCCCAAUGACUCCACCACAGUCCAGGUUGGGUGGGAUGCUUAGGGACCAGAUGUGGAACAUGAGGGGCAGAAAUUGCCAGUCUAGCACGUUGGAUAGCUUGAGAAGCAAUCCUGCCACACAAGAUGGUCUGAAGGCUCCUUUUAAAGUUCUAUAGCCCCCCCCCCCAAGGUUUACAAUCUUGUAAAACAAGUACAACAGACAAUAGCCACUUUGAAUAGCUAGUGUGCAACUGCUGUCAGAUCAACAUUUGUGAAAACUAAUAUGCAUAUUUUGCAUAAUAUAUACUGGUGUUUUUAUAAGUCAAUGGAGAGGUUGUUGUUCAGUGCUUUCUUCUGGGGGGGGGGGGAUGCAGGGGUACUCAUACCCCUAAACAUUUUAUGAAUCUAAUGGGAGAAGAAACUUAAAAAAAUUAAAUUGUUAAAUUGUUGUAGUUUCUGAGUCACCUUCAAAGGUAGCCCUAAGUAGAGUACAUUGCAGUAGUCCAAGCGGGAGAUAACCAGAGCAUGCACCACUCUUGCGAGACAGUCUGCAGGCAGGUAGGUUCUCAGCCUGCGUACCAGAUGGAACUGGUAGACAGCUGCCCUGGACACAGAAUUAACCUGCGCCUCCAUGGACAGCUGUGAGUCCAGAAUGACUCCCAGGCUGCGUACCUGGUCCUUCAGGGGCACAGCUAUCCCAUUCAGGACCAGGGAGUCCUCCACACCCGCCUGCCUCCUGUCCCCCUAAAACAGUACUUCUGCCUUGUCGGGAUUCAACCUUAAUCUGUUAGCCGCCAUCCAUUCUCCAACCAUUUCCCGACACUCACACAGGACAAUCACUGCCUUCAUUGGUUCUGAUUUAAAAAGAGAGGUCAUCCACAUACUGAUGAACACCCAGCCCAACCCCCCUAAUGAUCUCUCCCAGCGGCUUCAUAAAGAUGUUAAAAAGCAUGGGGGAGAGGACAGAACCCUGAGGCACCCCACAAGUGAGAGCCCCAGGGGUCUGAACACUCAUCCCCCAACACCACUUUCUGGACACGGCCCAGGAGGAAGGAGAGGAACCACUGCUUAGCAUUGCCCCCAGCUCCUCUAGACAAUCCAGAAGGAGGUCAUGGUCAAUGGCAAGGGUCAGCGAACUUUUCAGCUGGGGGCCGGUUCACUGUCCCUCAGACCUUGUGGGGGGCCGGACUAUAUUUUGAAGGGGAAAAAAUGAAUGAAUUCCUAUGCCCCACAAAUAACCCAGAGAUGCAUUUUAAAUAAAAGCACGCAUUCUACUCAUGUAAAAACAUGCUGAUUCCUGGACCGUCCGUGGGCCGGAUUUAGAAGGCAAUUGGGCCGGAUCCGGCCCCCAGGCCUUAGUUUGCCUACCCAUGGUCAAUGGUGUCAAAGGCCACUGAGAGAUGCAGCAGAACCAGGAAACAGCUUUCCCCUCUAUCCCUAGCCCACCGGAGAUCACUGACCAGUGCAACCAAGGCUUUUUCAGUCCCAUGAUAAGGCCUGAAUCCUGAUUGGAAGGGAUCCUAAUGGUCUGCAUCCUCCAGGAGUUGUUCAGCCACUGAAAUUUAGUUCAGCUGCUCCCCUGGGAUGUUAGCUGAUAUUGCCCACACACUUUUGAGCAUAUUUUCAUAACCAGGAGGGAUAGAAUCUUGAUUUAAAAGAAGAAGGAGUGAUGCCAUGGGUCACAUCUGGCUCUCAGCCUGGCAGUUUCCUACUCCUACUCCUGCUCUUGCCCCAGAGUGUUUGCCCUGAAUUCUAAAUCUCUGGACCCAGAUGGGGCAUCCUUCCUAAAUCUCUGGAGCUUUAGUAAUAAUAACAGUAAUAAUAAUUUUAUUAUUUAUACCCCGCCCACCUGGCUGCCAUCUUUCCUAAUCAUGAGGAACGGCAUUUGCUGUAUAAAUUACCUUACACUUCCUACGGUAUCUCAGUUAGGCCUUAAAUAGGCACUGGUGUGGGUUGUUGCUCUUGUUUUUGGUGAUAUGUAAAUUUUAUUUCAACUUACCGGUAAUUGGCUUAUCAAUAAAUAAGUUGACAGCCCUAAGGGAGGGAAAUAGAGCCUUCUGAUUAUGCAGUUUCUCAUCUGUCCUCUUAGUCAUCUGCGUGUGGACAUGGAAAGUGACAAAUUGGAGGAGGGUGUCAUUCUCACUCAAGCAUGCUCAGAGAACAUGUGCGCACUUCAGAGAACACUAGUGAGUGUGUGUCUUGUGUGUCUGUGUGUCAAUGUGUGGAGUGCUGGCAGAGAAGAAGAGCAAAGGAUGAUGAUCUGUCUUCAGGAGUCCUUGAUUGUUAGUGCAUAUUUUGCCUGUAAUUCAUCCUUCUUCUCCUGCAGAAAAUAGUGACUGUUUUCCUUGAAAAAACUGACCCAGAUCUUAAGUAGCAGAAGUGAAGCAAAUCUAAAGCAAGGUGCCUCUGCCUGUUUUGGUGGUGUGUGUGUUACAUUCUUCCUCUUCCACCCCCCACAUCCUCAUGGUCCCUACACCUCACUGUUCAGAACGGCCCCCUGAUCUUCUGCAGAGGCUUUAUGAGGGGCUGGAGGGGUCAGGAAAAUCCCCUUGCUCAAGCUUCCUUCUUCUCUUGCUGUUUGUGAUGCAAGCUAGCAUUAAUGAUGGUGAUCCUGUGCUGUCAUACAGUUAUGGAGAAAGGCUUUAAAGUGCACCACACACACUACAUGGCUGCAAUCCUAUAACUUAGGUUCAGCUUGUACAAUUAUAGUUGAUUCAGAGGCCUUGUGCAAGGAACCUACUUUUCCCAAAGAUUGGGCUUUCUACACUAAGGAAAGUGAUGGGAAAAUAUCCUGGAAAAGGUAGGAUAGCUGCCGUUAAGAUGGAUUUGGCAGCAUCAAAUGGCUGAGACUGAAUUUAGAGAGGCUGUGUACCACCAAAAUGCACAUGUCUGCAGCAUGGACUGUAAUUUGCACCUCCCAGUGACCUCAGAAGCUCAUGCAAUGAGAAAGCUGCAGUUAUUCGGUCAGCGACCAGUGUGUUGGCUGCCAUGUUUCUCAGUCUGUAUCUAUGCUGACUUCCUCUAUCCUACAAAUUGGCUUAAUGGCUGAUUUGUCUCUCCAGGGAACCUGGGAGGUGGGGAUCUGUCUAUGAAACAAGUGCCAGCUAGAGGCCUCCUAACCAGUUGUAGCUCUAAGGCAGGAAAUGCCAACCCAGUGCCCUCUAUAACAUGUGCUACAAUUCCCAUAAGCCCCCACUAGUAUGAUCAGUGGUCAGGGAUAAGUGAAGUUGUUGUCUGUGGUAUCUGGGUGGCACCAUCUUGACUUCCUCUGCUCUGGGGUUUGGGUGGGUUCAAGGUGUCCUCAGAAGAUUGAUUUUAAAAUGUGGGAGGCACUGCUUUUCACUUGGACAUCAGACAAACCUCCCAUUGGAAUAUGGAAAGUCACUUAAUUUACCGGUUGGAGGAAAGGGAACUGUCUUAUGCUCCUUUUGCCCACCCUCCCCCUACACUUGCAGUAAGGUUGGCACUGGCAAUAUCAUGAAAGAGCACAAACCAGGGAUGCAGAACCUGUUGCCCUCAUGAUGUUGUUGGACUCACAAAUUCUGCCAGCCCCUACCAGCAUGGCCAAUUGUCAGGGUUGAAGGGAGAUGUAUUUCAGCAACAUCUGGAGGGCCAUAGAUGUCCAGAAGGAUCAUGCUGUGCUCCAGGAGCUGUCUGUUUAUGAAUGCCACCCUUGUCUCCUACUGAGGUCUAUCCUAAACAGGUCUUCUUUGGGAUGUCUCUUUGCAAAUAGAGCUGUCAGUCUGGGCACUGAACCUGGGGCACACCAUAAAAAGGCUUCUACUGCACCAGUUUCGAGGUGCAGAGAGGAGGGACGGCAGGCUGCUGAGCAGGACCAUUGUCAGUCUGCUCGUAUGCACAUGUUGCAUUAGUUCAAGGCGGUUUGCAGAUAGAUGAUGAAUAAACUGCACCCAAACAAGAAACCAAGAUCUCUGAGUUUAAAAACAACCCAGAACCAGCAGCAGAUAAAUCAGGCCAGAUGGUUACAAUAUUAGACUAAAAAAUAUUUUAAUCUCACACUGUGGCAACAUUAAAAACACAGGCGCUGAUUUAAAAUGCCUUAGUGUAAAUAAACAUUUUCAUCUGCUGCUCAAAGGGAAUUUAUCAGAGCAAUUCACAGCUAUUUAGAUCUAAGUAGAUACCCUUUGAAAAGAGAAUUACGUUUCCUCAGGGGUUGUAUUUCCUUAUAUUGGCAAGGGUAUUUGGCCCUCACUGGUAAUGUGGUGCUGCCUCGAUUAUUUGACACCAGCUUCCAACUGGUAGUUGGCAGACAGAGCCAGCCUGGUGGUCCCCUGGUCUCAAGCCCCCCUUCAACCAUGGACUUAGCUCACUGGGUCAUCUUUGACUUAACACCAUCUCUCAGCCCAACCUACGUCACAGGGUUGUCUCAGGGAUAUACGGAGGAGAACUGUGAAAGCCAUCACUGAGUACCUUGGUGAAAAGGCAUAGUAUGAACAGAACAAAAUAAAGAAAAGUCACAUCCUGUGGCUUUGUAGUUGCUGUCCAUUUAUUGCCUGUCUCUCUACCCAUUUUGCUAUAUUUAAGUGUUUGGACAAAAGUGGUUCUGAGUGCCUAACGCCCCCACCCCUCUCCCACUCUUUUUUCUUAUAGAUCCGAAGACGUCGCCCAACUCCAGCUACCUUGGUCUUGAGCAGUGACCAGUCAUCUCCUGGUGAGAGCCAAAACAUACUCAUCCAUAUUUUGGGGUGUCUCACUAGUUUGUGGGAGCAGCUUCAGAAAUAAACAAGGAGACCUUUGUCACAGGGGCUGUUGCACUGUUCAGCCAUUUUAUUGGCCUAGAAGAUGCCCUUAUGGAUCCCUAACAUAUACCUUGCUCUAUCAUGGGCAAUGAGAACUGUUUUCUUGGCCAAUUGUUCCCCUGAAGGGCAUGUUAUAUGUAGGGCUGCCUCUGAAGAUGGUUUGGAAACUUCAGCUGGUGCAGAAUUCAGCGGCUAUGUUGCUCCAUGGGGCUAGACGGUUUAAGCAUAUUAUACCAAUCUUGGCCCAACUGCACUAGCUGCCAAUUAGUUUCUGGGUCUGAUUCAAAGUGUUGGUUUUGACCUAUAAAGCCUUAACCAGCUGAUGACUGCAAUACCUGAAGGACUGCCUCUCCCCAUAUAAACCAGCCCAGACCCUGCAGUCAUCACCUGAGGCCCUUCUUUGUGUGCCUCCUCCAAGGCAGGUCCGGAGGGUGGCAGCACAAGAAUGGGCCUUCUCUGUAGUGGCUCCCCGUCUGUGGAAUUCUUUCCCCAAGGAGCCUUACCUGGUGCCUUCGUUAUACACCUUUAGGCGCCAGGUGAAAACAUUCCUCUUCAACCAGGCCUUUGGCUGACUGACACUUGAUGCCCUUUUAAAUGUGUUGUAGGGGGAUUAUUAUUAUUGGUUCUUAUUUUUUAUUAUGUAUUGGGGGUAUUGUAUUUUUAUGUUACGAGUCACCCUGAGAUCUACAAAUGGAAGGUGGUAUGCAGAUUUCAUAAAUAAAAUGUUGCAAGGUGUUUGUUGAUGGCCUGUGUCUCCCUGCUGGUUUUUUGAGAGGUCUUCUUUUUUAUUGGCAAUCACUCGUAGCUGAGAAAGAUGGACCUAGUGCAAGAAGGUGGGCAACCUACAGCCCUAGAGCUGCAUAGGGCCUUCAGCUGAAAUCUGUUACCUCACCCUGCCCUCAAUAGUUUAGGACCAGGCUCUUUGAAGGACUUCCUGUACCCAUAUGCAGCUACCUGAACUUUAAAAUUGGUCUCAGAGGUCUUGCUCACGUUUCCUUUCAUCAAGAUCUAUUAAACUGGCAGUGACUAGAGACAGGGUCUUCUCAGUGUUGGCUCUGCACCUGUGGAGCUCCCUCCCGAGGGAUACAUGCAGCUUCUUUCUACCACAGUGCUAUGAAACACCCUCCCUGGGGCAGUGUCUUGCCCCUCUUGAUUUCUUUCAAUUGAGUUUUUUACCUGUUUUUCUUGUGGGAGGGUUACAUGUUUUGUGGAGGUAUUGCCUGCUUUUUUGUGCAUUUUUGGUUUUUAUUUUGCAAUGUGUGUUCAGUAUUUUUUGACUGGCUCUUUGUGGGGGGAGAGAUGUGGGUUCUGAGCAUCACCAACUUUUCUCUCUGUGAAAUGGGCAUUUUGUGAUACUCUCAACAGUUUUUUCUUAGAUUUCCACAUGCCCCCUCUCCAGGUCCAGAAUGUUUGCCCUCCCCCAUCAUUCUUGCACAUUGGAGCCCCAAGAUGCUUUUGAUAAAUUUAGGAGAGAACCUCCAGAAAGUGACUUUUAUGGCUGAGUGGGGAUUUGAACCCUGGUCUCCAAGGUCCUAGUCCAGUCCUCUAACCACUACACCACAGUGGGUCUCUGGAUAUCCCUUGUGGGUUGCUGUCCCAAAGACAAGAGCGGGAAAAUUCAGCUGAACUGGACAAACAGGAAAGCAUCUUCUUUCUUAGCAGGGAGCAACAUCUCUGGAAAAAGACCUCACUUGUUGUCUGUGCAGGCCUCUCCUUCCUUUCCCUUUCCUGUCAGUCUCCCACAGCUGCAGCCGGCCUGCACAAGACUUGACAGUCUCAGUCCCUGGUUGCAUUCUCUGGCUUUUCUUGCAUGCUGGAUAAUUGACCGCCUGUCUGACCUGUGUUUCUCUCUACUUCCUUGUCUGUCUGAAUAUUUAGGAAGUUGUCAUGGUGGAUUGUUGAUUUGGCAAAUAAUGCUGAGAGCAAGCAAUAGUCAGCAAGCCAUGACAUCUUUUUGUUGGUGGGGGAAGGGAGGGUGACUGGAGAAGCCUCUGGUGCCAAAGGGGGCAUUAUUUUCUUAGAUUAGGAGCUAGGAGGAAUCUGGAGUUCAAAGCUGGACAACACUGGGAUUUUAAUGGGACUCAUCUUAAUGCUGGCUCAGUUGGUUAGAGCGUGAUGCUGAUAAUGCCAAGGUAGCAGCUUUAAUCCCUGGACGGGACAGCUGCAUAUUCAGGUUGUACCAGAUGAUCCUCAGGGUCCCUUCCAACUUCUAUGAAUCUGUAAGGGCAGCCUGUGUAGGUGACACCUCAAUGGAGCUCAGUGGCAGAGCACCUCUUUUACGUGCAGGAAGUCUGUGGUUCUACUCCUGGCAUCUCCAGGCAGGGCUGGGAAAGGGAGCCUGUCUGAAGCCCUGGAGAACCGCUGCCAGUCACCAGGCUUGAUGUCUGAUUUGGUGUAAGGCAGCUGCCUCUGGUCCACUAGGAUUAUAUUGGGGUCAGAAUUGGGAGUGGACCUUCUCACACCAGUCACUGGAUCACAAUGACAGGACUGAUCCAGGGGAAUUUUGUACUUAUUUGAAUGCAACACCUGCCCCCCCCCCCCGCCCCAAUGUGGGGGCCUAUCGUCACCUUCAUGGGGUAAGCAUGGAUUACUAAGGCGUGUUGAAUUUUUAGACUUUCAAAUUCCAAGAAUGAGGGGUGCUAAAAAGUUGGGGAAUUCAAAAUAUAUUUCGCUUAAAUUAAUUAUUCUUGCUUGAUAAGUAAAAUGUGUGUAAAAUUGCAUAGAAAACAUUAACAAUGAUUGCCAAGUACUUGCAGUUAUAUUAUUAAUUAAUUAAUUAGCAUUAUUUGACAUUUUCAGAAGGUAAAAUUAAAUUUCUUUGGUUGUCUGAAAGCAGUUUAUGUGUUUCUUCAUCAAACAUAGACUUAUGAAGUUAACUGUUGUCCAAUCAUAAAAAUAAUAGCAAAUUUUAAUUACUCACAUCCAAAAACAUAUUUUUAAGACCACUCACUGAAUAAAUUUAUAAAAAUUCAGUUUUACCUCUAAAACAACACACCCUAAUAGAUGACUACGUUUGACUCCGCAACUGGAGACCCCUCCAUGGAUGGAACUGCCAAGAUGCUCAUGCUCACCCUUAGAAGACCUCUUGGACCAAUCCAUUCUGUAAAGGAAAGUGUGGCUAUCCCAUUAAGGACACUGGCUCUCUCUAGCAAGCUGACAAAUGUCAGCGACAUUCUGCUGAGCAUGGCAGACUUGGUAAAAGCAACCUCUCUUAGAUGAUCAAAUAUGACCCUCCAGGACUCCUAAGGACAUAGCAUAUUCCUAAAAUCCUCAAGAUUUUGGUGCCCCAGAGUGGGAAAUGGGCAGCACUGUUCCAGGAACAGCCUUGCUAUACUUUUUACUGGAGGGAAAUAUGCUUUGGCCUAGAGGGAGCUCUGUUUGAGCAGUCUAUGAAAGAUAUCCAUCACAGAAUAAGGAUGCAUGGCAACAUGGUUAUUUCCAAGAUGUCCAAAGCAAAAAACAUUGCACUGUAUUGCUUAGGUGCUGGUGCAGCCUCUGAGGCCAGCUGGCUGAGCUGACAUCAUGGCAUGGCAAGUCCAUAAACAUAGCAAUUGCUCAGGGAGAAAGAAUGUCUGUAGUUCAGGUUCCAUGAGGGAAGUGAAAGGUGUCAGCUUGGCUGAGCUUAAAACCCCUCGCAUACAGAAGGAGCAGAUACCUGUGGACCUCCAGAUGUUGCUGGGCUCCCAUCAGCCCUAGAUCAAUGUUCAAAGGUCUAUGAGAGUCACAAUCCAGCAACAUCUGGUUCCCCACUCCUGCUCUAGGGACAGGAGCACUUGUCUGAGAAAGAGGAACCUGAGGAUAGUGGAUCUUCUGGACAAAGGCAAUGAAGAAUUGAGGUGAGAAGGGGCCGACGAGAGAGGGAGCUCUGAGGAAGUGCUUCAGGUUAAGAUGUAGGCUGCAAGGAAUUGGAAAAGGGUACAGAAGGAAUGCCAAGGGAGGUGGCCAAGGGUUAGGGUGGCUGACAUAAUAAGGAGGCAUCCAAGGAAAUAACUUCAGUAUGGUGCCUUGGGACAAUAACAGCUCAGCACUCUUGGCAGGCAGACAGGAAAGGGAGGAAGCCAAGAAGGGCCCAGUCUCUGUUUUGUCUUUUUAGAUACCCCCCCAAAGGUCCUGCAAGGCAAUUCUUGGCAAAAUUGAUAAUAUGGCAUAACCGAUCUAUAAAACCCUCAACCAUGAGAGUUCAUGAGGCACAAUACCUCUAAAUCCAAGUGGCUUUGGGGCUUCAGAACAGGGGUCCUCAAACUAAGGCCCGCAGGCCAGAUUUGGCCCGCCAGGCUCGUCAAUCCGGCCUGCCAGCCAAAAUGCCACGCCGUGCGAGGACUGACAGAGCGAGCUCAAAUUUGCUCCUCUCUGUGAUGAGGGGAGACGCAUCUCCUCGCCAACUGGAUUUCUGCCUGUGGGCAGCCGUGACUGGACACAAUUCUUAUGUUCUUAGUGCUUAUGAGAUUAUUUUGGCUUUCUGGAGGACUAGAUGAAUUGCUGUGUGUGUGUGUUUAUUUGGAUUUAUAUCCUGUCUUUCCUCCCCAAGGAGCUCAGGGUAGAUUUAUAUACAGUAUAUACUGUAUUUUUCCGCGUAUAAGACACCCCCAUGUAUAAGACGCCCCCUAUUUUGAGGGAAUCCGAUUUAAGAAAAUGGGGGGAAAGAUCUAUCCGUGUAUAAGACAUCCCCAAAUUUUGGAAAUUAUUUUUUAGGAAAACAACCUAGCCUUAUACACGAAAAAUACGGUACAGUGGUGCCCUGCAAGACGAAUGCCUCGCAAGACGGAAAACUCGCUAGACGAAAGGGUUUUCCGUUUUUCGAUGCACUUCGCAAGACGAAUUUCCCUAUGGGCUUGCUUCGCAAGACGAAAACGUCUUGCAAGUUUGUUUCCUUUUUCGUAAAACCGUUAAUACCCAGGGUGCAUUGCUGGAAGAGGUGCAGUUGCGACUUGACUUCGAGGAGCAACACAUUGCACGCGGUGUGGUAGCCUUUUCUGAGGUUUUUGAGGACUUUGGCGAUUUUUGAAGCUUUUCCAAAACUUCUUUUGCAGCUCUUUGGUAAGUUAAACUUUUAAAACUUUUUUGGGGGGCUUGGAUUUUGGGUUGGGGUGUUUGGAAUUCAAGGACUUGGUGUUGUGGAGAGGUUUGCAAGAAUCUGGGAGCUUGUGUGGUUUUUUUCUGCAUUUUUAUGAUUUUCUGUGACCAUUGGGGCACUUUCUUUUUUUAAAAAAAAUAAUGGGUUUGAAUUUCUGUGUGGUGGGUGGCUGGGGGGACAGUUCAGGAGGGGUUUGCAAGAAUCUGGGAGUUUGUGUGGGUUUUUUUGAAUUUUUAUAAUUUUCUGUGACCAUUGGGCCAUGUUGUUUUUUUUUCAAAAAAAAAAUUCUAAGUUUGAAUUUCUGUGUGGUGGGUGGCUGGGGGAGCAGUUGGGGAGGGGUUUGCAAGAAUCUGGGAGCUUGUGUGGGUUUUUUCUGCAUUUUUAUGAUUUUCUGUGACCAUUGGGCCAUGUUUUUUUUCAAAAAAAAAAUCUGAGUUUGAAUUUCUGUGUGGUGGGUGGCUGGGGGAGCAGUUGGGGAGGGGUUUGCAACAGUUGGGGAGGGGUUUGCAAUUUCUGUGUGGUGGGUGGGUGGCUGGGGGAACAGUUGAGGUUUUUGAAGACUUUGGUGAUUUUUAAAGCUUUUCCAAAACUUCUUUUGCAGCCAUUUGAGGAUUUUGAAGACUUUGGUGAUUUGCAGCCAUUUCGUAAGUUAAGUUAAACUUUUAAAACUUUUUGGGGGGUUUUUGGGUUGGGUGCUUGGAAUUCAAGGACUUGGUUCAGGGUUUGAAUUCCUGUGUGGUGGGUGGCUGGGUGCUUUUGAAUUUUUUGGGUCUGAAUCACUGAUUUUUUUUUUCUUCCUGAGUUUACGAAGCUAGGAGCUGUGCUGCCAUGGGACCCAAGAAGACUGCUGCUGCAGAGGCCGGCGAGAGGAAGAAGGAGAAGGUGACGCUGGAAAUGAAGAAGGAGAUCAUCCGGAAGCACGACGGUGGAAUGCGUGUGGCGGACCUCGCCAGGGAGUACGGCAGGAACCCAUCGACCAUCGGCACCAUCCUGAAGAUGAGGGAGAAGAUCCUUGCGACUGAUGCAGCCAAGGGAGUCACCAGGAUCGUGAAGAACCGCCCAGCUGUUCUGGAGGAGGUCGAGAAGUUGCUCCUCAUCUGGAUAGAAGAGAAGCAGCGUGCAGGGGACACAGUGACUGAGGCCGUGAUUUGUGAGAAGGCCAAGGCCUUGCACGCAGACCUCAUCCGGGAACAGCCAGGAACCUCAGGCGAGCCAGAAGUCUUCAAGGCAAGCAGAGGCUGGUUUGACCGGUUCAAGACGAGAUCCGGAAUCCACAGCGUGGUCAGGCAUGGAGAGGCUGCCAGUUCUGAUGUUCCUGCGGCUGAAGACUUUGCCUUGGAGUUCCUGGAGGUUGUGAAGACGGAGGGCUACGUUCCACAGCAGGUCUUCAGCUGCGACGAGACCGGGCUGUUUUGGAAGAGGAUGCCCAAAAGGACUUUCAUCACUCAGGAGGAGGCCAAGUUGCCUGGCCACAAGCCCAUGAAGGACCGUCUGACCCUGCUCUUCUGUGCCAACGCAAGCGGCGACCUGAAGAUCAAGCCCCUGCUGGUGUACCACUCGGAGAACCCACGGGCCUUCAAGAAACACAAGGUCGACAAGGAGCAGCUGAGUGUCAUGUGGCGAUCCAACAGCAAGGCUUGGGUCACACGUGUGCUGUUUGUGGACUGGGUCAAUCUUGCUUUUGGCCCUGCUGUCAAACAGUACCUGCUGGACAACGACCUGCCGCUGAAGGCUUUGCUUCUGAUGGACAAUGCUCCUGCUCAUCCUAAAGGCCUUGAGGAGGACUUGUUGGAGGAGUUCAGCUUCAUCAACAUCAUGUUCCUGCCGCCUAACACCACGCCACUGCUCCAGCCGAUGGAUCAGCAGGUCAUCGCCAAUUUUAAGAAACUCUACACCAAGGAGCUUUUCAGGCGAUGCUUCGAGGUGACUGAUUGCACCACCAUCACCCUGCGGGAAUUCUGGAAGGACCACUUCGACAUCGUCACCUGCUUGAAGAUGAUCACCACGGCCUGGAAAGGGAUCAGCCAGAGAAAUUUGAAUUGCGCUUGGCGCAGCCUGUGGCCGGACUGUGUGGCACCAAGUGACUCUGAUGCACCAGAGUCAACAGUGGUGCAGGACAUUGUUGCCUUGGGGAGGACCAUGGGCCUGGAGGUCACAGAGGAGGACGUCAGCGAGCUGGUGGAGGAGCACGACCACGAGCUGACCACCCAGGAGCUGGUCGAACUGCAGGCAGAGGCUGCGCAGGAGCAGGCCUCGCUGGAAGAGGAGGAAGCAACUGAGGAACAGCUGUCCUCCAAAGAACUGAGGGACAUUUGCCUGAAGUGGAAGGAUGUGCAGGCUUUUGCAGAGCGGAACCACCCUGACAAGCACGUGACACGUGACCUUGCGAACAGUUUUGAUACAAGGGUCAUGUCGUCUUUCAGGGAGGUGCUGAAAAGGCGGAUGAAGCAGCAGACCAUGGACAGGUUCUUAAGCAAGAAGCAAAGAGUGGAAGAGGAACCUUCUUCUUAGAAAAUGUAAUGUACCCUUUUUUGAUUUUUAAAUGUUUUUCCUGUCAUGUUUAGAAACUUAAUUUAUUGUUCCUUCAAUUUUUGAAAUGCUCUUUACAGUAUGUGUGACUUUAAAGAGCACUUAAUAAACUCUUGUUGUACCAAAUUUGGCUUUGUUUGGACUUUUUGACCAUAGGAACGCAUUAAUUGGAUUUCAAUGCAUUCCUAUGGGAUUUCGUGCUUCGCAAGACGAAAAAUUCGCUAGACGAAAAAACUCGCGGAACGAAUUAAUUUCGUCUUGCGAGGCACCACUGUAUAUGAAAUAGUCUGUGAUGUUUUGGAUCUUUUUAGCUGUGGUAUGUUUGGACCGUAAUCGGGGUGGGGGUUUUUUGUUUUUGUUUUUUGUCUUUUUAACAUUUUUCAAGUUGUGUUUAAACAUUUCUUGUUACAUUGCCCAGAGAGCCAUGUUACAGGGCAAUUAAUGAAUAAGUGAAAGUAAGUUGGAUGUAUUGUAUUGAGCAGACGUAUAGCUGCCAGAGGUCCAACCUUCCAUCCUCCCCAAGAGGGAGGAAGCUUGGGAUGCACAGGAACUCUGCUUAUACGAUAUUGUAUUAAACAGCUGCACAACAUGGAUAAAAUGCAACUGGUGGUGAUUUCUACCACCCCUGAUUAAACAAAGUCUAGCUAUCAGAUUUCUGUCUCACAUACUGGUGUUAAAAUGCACAGGAACUGUGCUAGGGCUUAUUCUCUCCCUCCCUCCCUCCCCCCCCCCAUUCCUGCCUCCCCAUUCUACUUGUUGGAUUGUUUCUGCAGUAUUAUUUGAGAUACGGGAUGCUGGUGGUGCUGUGGUCUAAACCACUGAGCCUCCCUGCAAUGUUGCUCUGUCCCAGUUCCUGCCAACCUAACAGUUGAAAGCACACCAGUGCAAGUAGAUAAAUAGGUACCACUGCAGCAGGAAGGUAAACAGUGUUUCCGUGCGCUCUGGUUCUCGUCAUGGUGUUCCGUUGCGCCAGAAGCAGCUUAGUCAUGCUGGCCACAUGACCCGGAAAGCUGUGUGUGGACAAACACUGGCUCCCUUGACCUGAAAGCGAGAUGAGUGCCGCAACUCCAUAGUCGCCUUUGACUGGACUUAACCAUCCAGGGGUCCUUUACCUUUUACCUUUAAUUGUUUGAGAUACAUUAUUGCUUUUCCUAGUUGGGUUGAGCUCCUGUAUAUUUAACAGUGCAUGACAGGCAGAAGCCUGCUAACUGUAUUCUUCAUUCAUACCUGGGGGGGGGGGGAAUCUCUUCGAUUUCUGCCUCCCUUGCAGCUAAAUGCACAGGAACACUCCUAGGAAAAAUAGUUCACAUAUAUGAUUGUUAUAGGCAUUUUGCAGCUACAUGACAGGUAGAAAUUCAACAAAAUUCAUUCAUUUUUUUUUCAAAAUAUAGUCUGGCCCUCAACAGUGUCUGAGGGACAGUGAACUGGCCCCCUGUUCAAAAAGUUUGAGGACCCCUGCAUCAGAAUGACUUCUGUGGUCUUCCUAUUAGAGGACCAGGGAGAUGGAUUUUGUGUGUUCCGACUGAGACCCUCAUGGGAACACCUGCAUGCUCAAGGGCUAAGUAGAGCUUCCUAUUGCAAAUGUUUGUUGAAUACCACCAUGUGUAUAGAAACUAGCCCACUGUGCAAAGGUAAAAGCACACUGGGUGCCCUCUGGCUGAAAAAGCUUCCCCACCCCUUUCUCAGGAAAUGGGGCAGCUGAUAAGGCAAUACUCAUUUGCAUCACAAAUCAGGAAAGUAAUCAACACAGCCUGGGCAGGCAUGACCUUAGCUGCCUUCCCACUCUACUGGAGUGGGUGGGGGUAGGAUGUUAUGAACAUUUGCAUGCUAUUGCAUCAAGAAGGGGUACACACGUGUGUGUGUGUGUGUGUGAUUUAGCAACAAAAAGCAGUUAAAUUCCUCUAGCUGCAUAAAUUAAAGCUCUUUUAUCUCAAGGCUAAGCUGCUCCCUGGAGCUGAUAGGUGAACUCACUUUAUUCUGCUGGUAAUUGCUCAGUCUCCUUCACUCACUGCUUUGCAGCUAUGAUACUCUUUUAGAAACACAAUGGAGGGAAGAAGGGGUUUGAAUAUAUCAGUAAGGAAGGUUCUGUGCUCCAUCUCUUAGCAUGAAAGGGGUCGGCCUCAGCAGUUGUGAGUCAUGCUUCAUCAGCCAGGAGAAAAUAUCCUCCUCGGAGAGAUGGAAAGUGGCAAGAAUGAAUUCAAAGGUCAGGGUGGGUGGACUACCUCUGCUAUGCUGGCCCCCCACCCCACCAGUCCUGGAUGACCCCCCACCCUAACUUUUUUCAUUUCAGCACCACAAUACAUUUUGCUGCUGCCAUUGUUAAACAACUGGCAUUCAGAAAGCCAUGCCUUGUCUGCUUCAGAUCACAAAGAUAUCAGCCAGUAGAUCCAGAACGACCUUCUGGCCACCCCUGAAUUAGAUGGCUAUGCCUUCAAUCAUACAUUCAGGCUAACUGGCCUUUUCCCAGCCCUUCCAGCACCCUGGAACAAGGUGAUUUGUGCCACUGAUGUGACUAUCUUUCUAUACAGCGGGGGGGGGGGGGGACAGGGAUGGGGACAUCCAUGGAUCUCCAGACAUUACUGGACUAUGACACCCAUCAUCUCUGACCAUGCUGACUGGGGCUGAUGGGAGUGGGAGGGCCGCAGCUCUCCCACCCCUGUAAUAUAAGGUGUUCAGAAAAUAUUGGACUUGUUCACCAUAACGAGCCAAUUUCUCCUAUUACCUGGAGCCAGCCCUGCUUUGUGGGAAGUUCUACCUGGAGCCAGCCUACCAACUUCAUUUUCAAAGUUAAGAGAAAGGUGAUUUGCUUAUGCUUGCUUGAACAAGCUGCACGUCAGAUGUCUCAGUGGUCUUAUGUUCGCAAGAAUGGAAGGAAAAGCUAGUUUAUGCAAUCUUCCUGUAGAGAAGGAAUAGGGAACUUGUGGCCCUGAAACUCCCAUCCGUCCCAGCCAACAUGGACAGGGGUGAUGGGAUUUGUAGUCCAGACACAUCUGGAGGGCACCAGGUCCUUCAUCCCUGCUGUAGAACUUGUCUGGCAGUGCCUUCUUCUAAAAACACCCUUGAUUGCAAGAUUAUCAUAUGACUGUGAGUGCCAAUCAUCCUGGGCUAGACUGAAUUUUCCUUCCGGCCAGGAAUGCUCAUUUGAGAACAAAAAAUGCUGGGGUUGAAUGAGGCCCCAAAAAAGGCUUUCUCUGCCUUUUUAUGGGAGUUGCAAAUGCAAACUAGAUUAAACUUGCUCUGUGUUAUUAUCUAGCACAUCUAAAGUGCAAGUCUUCUUCCUACCGCACAAAGCAGAUUGGCCGAGAGAGAGAGAGAAAAUGCUGCAGUCUUGCAAGCGCGCAACACAUGUGCCUGUAUCAUGCUCUGAUUACGGUUUCCACACAGUGUUUCUUCAACUCCCUCUCCUGACAUAAACCAGCACCCCCCUCUUCUGCCAGGAGGCACCUGUGUUUGAUCUUCAAAUGGAGCAGAGAUAAUCUGAAAGCCAAGAAAUUACACGCUCCUCUUUGUGAAUUCCAAAACCAUCCCUUCCUCUGAGACCCAACAGCCACAGCAGCAGAAAAGAAGAAAAUGUGUUUGUUAAAUGGGGGGGGGGGAGAGUAUGCCACUGUAUGGAGUCGCUGCUACAGUGCACAUAAAUAUUGAAUGCUGUGCUGAGCCCCCCCUGGUAGCAUAAUAUGAAGUCAGAUCUCAGAUGGAGGAUAUGUAUAAACAGAGGUUCUGUUUCUGAAGGAGCAAUUCUGAAGGCUAAACACAGGAUCUCUGGUUUCCAGGGUUGGGUCUUUUUGGCUGAAGAUGGAAUGUAGCAUUUGUAAGGCAGUAGAGAUGCUUUGGAAGUUCCUGGCCAGUAUAAAUGCAUACUUAUUCUUCACCAGGAAGCAGCAAGUUAUUAGGUGGAUUACUCAGUAGAUUUCCCCUUUAAAUGCCACAUCUGUCUUCAGCCUGAGUGAACAGGUGGGGGUGGGGUGGAGGAAAGACAUGGACUGUCCAGAUAGCCAAGACUGGUCCCUUUCACCCUCCUUUCACCUUCCUGCCCCACACCACCAGCCCAUACUCUUCUGAUGCCAAUGGAAGCUGGCCUUCUGCAUGGCCAGGGGCAGGGAGAGCAUCCCUCCUUGCAGCAGAGGCAGAUUUAGGGCCCCACACCUAGGGGGCGCUGCAGGGCAUUGCAACCAAGACAUAGUGAAUUGAGUAGAAUGGAAGGUGAGAGGUGGGGGGGGGGAGGCUCUGAAUUUUGGCCUUGCACAAGGUGCCACUGAAAUGUGAAAGACCCAAGUCCUUCCCUGCUGUCAGCACUGAAUUAAGAUACAGUGAGGCCCCAGGCCAUGUGGAGUUUAAGAGGUCCGUAGUGGUGCUAAAAUCAAUGCUAUUUUUGGUAUAUAUUUUUGGUCCUAUCAGAACAAUUGUGUCUAUUUUAGAGUCUCUUUCCCCAGUUUCCUUUAAUUUUUUAAAAAGCCAAUUAUGUAAGACUUGAAAUUCAGUAAAAAUGUCAACUUAGUGUAAGUUUUACUCAGCAUAGACCCACUGAAAUUAAUGAACAUAUGACUUAAAUUAGGGUUAUUCAUUUCAAAAGGUCUACUAUGAGUAAAAUUUAGCUGAAUGCAAACCCUCAUAUUUAGAGGUCAUUCAUAGUCUGAGGCCCUAACCUGUUGUUUGCUUAGGUUGCCCAUAAAUCCGCCACUGCCUUCACUCCCUGGGAGUGGGCUGUAUUUCACUGCAGCUGCAGUACAAGAAAAAGGGUUAACCAUCCCUCAUGCACCAUGAUUUUGAGCCUAAUCUCCACCCCCACCCUGCCUCACAAAAGUUGGGGAAGGUACAAUUAAUGCACUCACAAUUCUUUUAUUCUUUUAAGUGUCCAUUCGGACCCUUUUCUCCAUCAAAUUCUCUAUAUUGCUUCUGGGCAGGUUUGCUUAACACAGCAGUUGUGCAGCGUCUUCAGACGUUGUAGGGGUUCUCGUGGCUCAAAACCAAAGAGACAGUUUUUAUGAAACACAUUUUUCUCCAUGAUUAUUCCUAAGCCUGUAUAUCUCACAAAAGGUGUAUUUGUAGCUGACUUUAAAAAAGAAGAAGCUGCACAGUUCAGAUCAUUGCUAAAUGGGUCGUGCCCUCUGGCAGACUCUGUUUGGGCUAAGUCCCAUUCCCUUGCAAUCUGUUUGAUCCUGCUUGGUGUCUAGUAGCACGUUGGAGCUAAAGCAGCAUGUUGGAGCUGUGAGUUUCUGGGAUCCUGCCGGAAUGGUUUCUGGUCUGCUGGAGUUACAGAAGGGGAGCCUGGUAGUCCAGCAGUGUUCUAGUUCCCAUGACAACACCCUCGUACGUUUCCUGGGUGACAGAGCCGCUCCAAAUUAGGUACCCUGUGUGGUGUGUGAAAUAUUAGAGGCUGUCAAAUGUUUGCCCGUUUAGCUUUCUAUUUAGCAAAAGUCAUGCUUUUGAAGGGGAAGAUGCAUCCUGAACACACCUAUAAUGCUGAAGUCAUGGAGGGUAAAUGAAGCAGCCCUCAGGAAGUAUUGCCCUUAUUCUUAACACAUUGUUGUGCAGCAACAUUAUCUCCAAGCAGUGCAAGAUUCCAGGGGUUCCAGCCAUUUACCCAGGGUUCGUGUUUCCUUUUGGGAAUGAGGCAUGGCAGAGACUGUGGUGUCUUUGUGAUAUGUGGCUUCUUUACGCAUAUAUACAACCUGAGCCUACAAUGGAGGGGUUCCCAGCACCAAGACCCCAAAGGGGUAUUGUUUCUUUGAUAGCUGCAACCAUGGAUUCAAGCAGAAAUCAGCCAUGUCCCUCUGACCCUCUGCUUGCUACUUUUUCCUCUCCCUCACAUCACACAAAACUAAACUCUGAACUCUGGGUUUUGUUCUUAUCACUCUCUCAUUGCUGGGGGAGGGACCCCACCCAUCUGUCACCCACAGUGGCUUAGAGUGGGGGGCUGAGGGAUGCUUGGCCCGGAUGCAUUUUGGGGAGGGGGCGCAACUAGGCGCCCCCAUGAUAGGCUCCCUCAUUGGAGCCUGGCUCUGGUGGGCGAGGGAGCUGCCGAGCCAGUUUCCUUGCUCCCGGCUGCAGUAGCUCCGCUCCCGGGUCAAGCCUGGGGGUGGAGUGCAGUGCUGCCUCUCUCCUCAACUGGGCUGCGUGUGUGCCUGGCUGCAGCUCCACGCCUGGGUCAGGUCUGAUGCUCGGAUUAGUGAUGUUCAGAUCUAGUAUUCAGGUGUCUUUUUCCACCUACCUCCUGUCCUGGGUAAAACUGAUUAGCGGAUGAGUUGGCAGGAAAUACCUCUUUGGGCCCAAUGAGGGAAAUAUUUUCUGUAUUGAUUUUAUUUUGUUUUUUGUUUUUUGGUUAAAAGUCAAAAGCAAUGCCCAGUCAGUCCUAAUUGCUUGUUUGCACAUUCAUCAGUCAUUCUUUUACAUUUCUCUGACUAGGCAUUCUCAGACCCAUUGGGGUCCUGAAGAGAGUUGCAAAGCUCCGCAAAGGCCUAUGGUCCUGUGCCUCAAUCAGCAUCUUGAGCCACAGAUAACCCUAAUCCCAAAAAGUACUACAACAAGGAGAACCAUAGAAACACCAUAAAUUGAACUGAAUUUAAUGAGAAGCAAUUUAAUCCAAAAAAUGAAACAUUCCAAAAGUUUAAUGAGCCACCACCACAUUAUAACAACAUUAUGGAAGAACUCCACUCAAUACACCCUGAGAAUCCCUGGGAGUUUUCUCAUUCAUGCUAUCCUUCCCCCAAAUAAUCCUGGGAAUUGUAGUUUGCCCCUCACAGAGCUGUAGUUCCCAGCACCAGCACACUAUAGUUCCCAGGAUUCUUGAGGAUAGGCAGUGUUCUUUUGUGCAUGAUUCUCUGGGGGGGGGCAGCCAAGGGCGUUACUUGCACCUAUUUUGAAACAAGUGAACCAGGUUUAUCUCCUGACUGAUUUGGUGACUCUCCCUGGCUUGCCAAAAUUAUGCCCCCUUCAUCAUGGCAUGAUUCUGUCUGCUUCUUUAUUAACGUAUUGCUCUUUUCCCCCUCCCUUGUGUCUCCUCUCCACACAUACAAAUCCUUCUCUCCCAGAAAUUGAUGAAGACCGCCUCCCCAACCCUCUUUUGAAGGUAUGUAUAACUUCUCCAAGGGGUGAGGAACUGAAGUCCAGUUUCAUUUAUCCAGCAAAAAUGGGUGCUAAAGUAUGUCCUGGAUAGAACCAUUUCAAGCUGCAGAUACAGUUUUAAGGCACCCCCAGUGAAAAUUCUCCAUGCACAUAGAAAAAUGAAAUGUCAGUGAAAAGGUUCUCCCUGGUGUGCUAGCUUUCUAUGUGAAGAGGAUGGUUGUUUGUUGGCAAGCGUUGACACAGGCAACCUUCUUCCACCAUGCACCUAGUCCAGGAAAAGGCUUCAUUGCUUGAUCGUAUAGUAAAGUGGUAUUUAUUUAACAUUAAUUUGGGGAGUGAGAAAGAAAGAAUAUUAUCUUUCUAAGCCAAUCCAAGUGCUUGGAAGGGUGCCUUCUGAUCCUCACCAAACGUCUUGCCAUCACCACCAGCUCCACCACCUAAUGCACAUCCUUUCAUUUCAGUUGGUGAUCAUAUAAGUCCUCAGAAGAGCUACUGAUCUCAUGGUAGGAGGAGAGAGGGAGCAUUUGCCACUGCUGCUCCUCUUCCUUGACUUAAGGAGCAGUGGCUUGAAGGAGAGUGUCGUGAUGGUGCUGGUGGAAAGAUCUGGUGUGGAUGGAUAGGGGGGAGCUAACACUUCUUAUCUCGUUUGGAUUUUAAUCUAGCCAGGGGAAAAUUCCUGGCCUUGAAAUAUUUCCUAAUGUGGCAAGUUUUAGGAGCUGCUAAAAUUCUUCUCCAAACAUAGAGAAGUUCACCAGCAUCUUCCACCUCCUAUUGUCAGCUGAUGGGCAUGUGGGGGCUCACCUUGUACCAUCAAAGGAGUAAUCCAGAAUGCACCUUAAGUUCCCAAAUGUUCCUUUGAAGCCCCACCCAUAACCACCUCACACCUGAUGCCAUAAAUGAUGUCAGGUGUAAGAUGGGCUUCCACAGACCAGUCUCACAAGUCAAAUGGGGAGGCCUGGCAAUUUGGCCCAUGUGCCCACAGGCUGCUCACCCCUGCUUUAAGAGCCCCAUAGUGAGUAGGAAGUCAACGGGUGCUGGUUUUCCUGACAUGAGACUGCAGUGAAUGGGAGCACUUCCCACAUCAUGCCUCCAUGGGAGUGGACAAAUCAGGCACCCUUUUUGGUUUGAAUCUUGAAGGGAGGGGCUGCAGGUGGGGAGGGACUUCUUCUGGCAGGUUGUUGCUAUGUAGACUAAAGGCACCUGCCCAUCAGGCAGUGGCACGUUCUCUCCAGACGGACUGGGCCCAUCAGAGAGGAGAGGCUGCAUUUUGAGAGGCCUUGUUCUCACUGAGCGUCUUCUCUUUCAUUCCUGAACUGGCAGGAUCCAGAUUCAGGACAUAGCUAAAGUUUUGCUCCAGAGUUUCCACCUAGGGGCUCAUCAGGUAUUUUCACCUCUCCCCCCACCCCCACCUUUCUUUACAGCCAGGAAUGUCGAUGUCUCCAAGGCAGAGGAAGAAGGUUUCUCGCACCACCCCCACCAUGAAAGGUAACAGUGGCUGCAGUUUAGGGACUAGUUGACUCCAAGUGAAGAGCCCUUAAUGAUUCUUGCCAUUACCCAGCCUGAGCGUGUUGCUUCACUCUGGGAAGGAAUGGAGGUUUUUCUUAACUUCGUACGGAUAUUGGCAGUGCUUUGAAAGCAACAAGCUCUCUCGCUGCUUUCCCCCGCUCUGAAAGGCUUGGCACAAUGUCUUUCUCUGCACUCUAGAGAAGAUCAAGAGUUCUGUCAGUGAGGUUCUGUGCAGGAUAGGCUAAACCCCUGCGUCUUCCCCACUUCAUCAGCUUGGAGAUGGGGGAGAGCGCUGGGGCUCACAGCCACAGCUCCUUCAAAUGGCAGCAUGUUUCACCCCCGCAGUAUUUCCCCCUUCUCUUUGUGAGGUAAUGGCAAGGUCAGUAGCCAGCACAAGUUUUUGUCUGGCUGUCUAUUGACUUGCUUGCUAAAAGCACUGAAGGCCCACAGAUGGAAUGGCUGUUUUUUCAAAGGUGUGCAUGCGCAUGCGCACACACAGACACACUGCUAUGUCCCUUGCUUGGCAGUAUCCCAGGAAUGCCAUCCUGUAAUUAAUGACAUGGUCGUUUAAGAGAGAUUAGGAUUUAUUUUUAAACACACAUCCUCCAAUUAUAGGGCUGGAAGGUACCUUCAAAGGUCAUCCAAUCCAUUCUGUUCCCCCCAACUGGUCUUAAGCCCAUUUGCACGUAAACAGCCCCAGGCAGAUGCUUCUCCCAACCUAUUUUUACAAAUGCUCAUUCAUGGCAUUGCUCCAGAAUGUCCAACUCUUAGAGACGUGAUCUACCCCCAUGGAAGACCCACACCUCCGCCCCCCCCCCCAAGUGGGUCUGUACCAAUUUAAGAUGGAUUCCUGCAUGUAGAACAGUUGCCAACCUGAUAUCCGCUUGUAGUGAGGGUUUUAGUUAUUUUUCACUCAUGCAAACCUACCCACUCCCAUUUGCAGUUGAACAUUCUGAAGUGCCCACAAAGAUGUCCUGUGUGAUUCUUCUGUACGUGUGGAUGGGUUCUAAGUUGUCUUUGUGUUUUCCCAUCUACAAUUUUCUUCUUUCUGUCUGACUAAAUGUGUCUGGUCCCCCCUCCUCCUCCUGCAAUCUUUCCUCAUAAAUUUUGCAUUGAACCAUUUUAUAUUUUGCAUUGCUCUACAUUCCCUCCAAUUUGCCCACCCUGCUAUUUUUUAAGCCUUGCAGAGCACAAUUCUCAGGCUGUGACAGAGUCACAGGAUCCAUUUUGGAGCACAGAGAGAUCAGGGUUGAAAGAGGAACAGGUUCCAUAACUAGAGGUCAUUAUGACUCGUGGGUGAUGGAGAAAUUCUGUUUUCCAGAAAACAGGUUCAAGUUCUGACAACCAGGAUUCAAGGUCAAAUAUUCAUAUACUAGGUCAUUAGGCAUUGGGUCAAAAAGGGUGAUAAUGGCACUGACAGUGUGCUCCUAUGCAUAUCUGCUCAGAAGUGAGUCCUCCUGACCUUAGUGGAACUUACUCCCAGGUAAAGUAUAUAAAGGAGCCCAGGGGUAGGAAGCAUGGAGUACAGGAAGUGGUUUAGAACACUGUUCUUCAACCUUGGGGGAUUGUAACCAACAAAGUCUUUCUGUUGGCACAUCUCCGCAAUGGGACUUUGCCUCCCCCACAUCUAAAUCCAUUCUGUGAUUUACCCCAACACUCUGGAACAAAUUGCACAGGGGGCAGGAGAGGAGAGGGAGAGAAAGACCUGGUACGCAGGCAGAAAUCCUUGCACCAAAGGGACCAUUUCGUUUGCCACAACCCUGUGUGUUGGGCUACAACUACACCUUCCUUCAGUUCCCAAGUCAUCAAAAAGCACUGCCUACUGGUAGCUGAAUGUUUCUAAAUGAACAACUCUCCUUUUUUACAACUGGGCUUAAAAAAAAUUAAAUGUGUGCACAGGAAAUCGUCCCAGACUCUUUAAAUUUCAUAUUUUUCAUGAGGUUUUCUUCCUCACCUUCUCCCUCUUUCAGAGCUCCAGCUGAUGGUUGAGCACCAUCUCUGCAAGCAGCAGGCAGAUGAGGAGGAUGUCAGCACUGGGAGCCAGGAGCCACACAGUCCAAGCUGCUGCCCUCAUGCCAACUCAGAACCUGGCCACAGUCCUGGGAGUUGCCCUUUGGCCCAAGCUCAUGCUCAGCUGGGGGAGCCCAUUGGCCUGGAGGAACGUGAGUAUGUUUCAGUCAACUAGAGGCAUUACCCACUUUUCCUAGCUAGCAUGGGUGAAGGGAGUUGUCAUCCGAAACAUCUGGAGGGCUUGAUGAAGCCCUCCAGAUGUUUUGAUGAAGGUUGAUGAAGGUUAGCCUACAUUUUAUGCUUUAUUUUAGGGUUCUCAUAUUUUGAAGAGCAAAAAAGAGGACACAUUUGCCAACUUCUACUUUUAGCAAUGGAUAACUAUGAUGACACUCAUUUUAUGUGCCCAUGAAAAGGAGAGCAUGUCCUGGAAAAAGAGGACAUAUGGCAACCCUACAUUUUAUCCCAUAGAAUUCAGUGGGGGCAUAGAGGUCUUUUCUGAUUUGUGCAGUCCUUUAUCUGCAUAGCACCACCCUGGAAUCUGUUUUUGUUUUUUUUAAAUGGUCCAUGUAAUAUGAUCGGUCCAUGACAGCCUAUGUGAAAGCAAGCUGUGCAUUAACACAAUGCUGCUGCAGAUCAUGCUAAUAGCCUGUGCGUGUGGCAGGACACUCUUCUCCUCCACACUGCAGCAGGCAGCCUGAAUGCAAAGUCAUGCCAAAAAAUCCUUUGUCUAAUAAGGAGAUCCAACAGUGGCCUCUAGCGGAUGUAGUUCAAAAUGAUAGCCGAGCUUUGCUUGAGUCCUCUCUCUGUGUGUGGGGGGGGGGAGGCCUUCCUGGAGGGAAGCGUUUUGAUCCACUCCCUGUCUUGAUAAAUGAUUUAUCAGGGAUGUUCUCUCUAACAAGCUCUGCCCAAGCCCCUUGUCAAAUAUUCAUAGUGUGAGCGUGUCCUGCAAAGUGCUGCGGCUGGAUGAUGGGCUCAAAACAGCUGUGGUCUCCCCUUUGACAUUUCACAGAAGAGGGAAGAUGGCUGCUCUUGUUUUCCAUUAUAAACAGGACUUCAGAGUGGAGCAGGGAACAGACAAAAAGAGCAAACUGCUUCCCUAGAGACUUGUGUCAUGUCCCACCAAGGGUUGUGAGUGGGGUUCUCCCCCAACACUAAGCUCAAGUAAUGUAUGUUUUAUUAUUUCCCUUGGUUGAGAACUCACAGCUUUUGAGGAAUAUGCUAUGGGAAGCUGUCGUUCAAGACAUAACAACUGGAACUUCAGCCAGGGCCAGCCUAACCGUAGAGUCAGGCUAGGGGCCUUCCUCAGCUUUCUCUUGGAGAAAGAGACCAUUGCCUGCACCUCUGGAGGAAGGGCAUCCUGGCAGAGGCUUAGCUACUGGGCUGAAAUUGCCCUUGUCCUUUCCUGGGGAUUCAACCAAGAGCCACCUUGAUCUCUCCCAUCCCCCCUGGGGCACAGGCACAAUUGUAAGCUGGAGGAAGUAAAAAAAAGUGGCAGGCAUUUGACCAUGUUUCUCCCUAUAUAAAAAAUAAUAAAAAAGGCAAAACAGGUCCAAGAUGUUUGGGCUAUUUUAUGAGAAAAUGUGUGUCUGUUAUAUGGGAGACUCAACAAGAACAGUUCUUAUUUUGCUUGCCCCAAGUAAGAACAUAGGAGCUCGGCUGGAUCAAGCUAAUGGCCCAUCUGGUCCAGGUUUCUGUUCUGAGAGGGCCAAGCAGAUGCCAUGGACAGCCUGCUCCUCCGUGAAUUUAUCCAGCCCUUUUUAAAGCCAUCCAAGUGGGUGGUCAUCCCUGUAUCUUGUGGGAACGAUUUGCACAGUAACUAUGCACUGUAGGAAGAAGUGUUUAAUUUUGCCUGACCUAAAUCUCCCAACAUUCAGCUUCUUUGGAUGUCCCCAAGUUCUAGCAUUAUGAAAAAUGGAGAAAAACAUCUGCCUCUGAACUUUCUCCUUGCUGUGUAUAAUUUUAUAUACAUCUAUUGUGUCCCUCCUGAACUCAUCUUUUUUUUCUAAUUCCAGAGGGUGCAUUAUAGAGAAACAGUGUUGUGUUAGAAAGGUGGGGUGUGUGUGUGUGUGUGUGUGAGAGAGAGAGAGAGAGAGAGAGAGAGAGAGAGAGAGAGAGAGCUGCUGUUGACUGAAUGAAUUGUACAAUCACAAUAGUAAAGGACUGGUAAAAGAGGUAGCAUGUUACACUUUUCAGCGCUUCCAUAGACAGAGGUUUCUAAUAUAUGUAACUGAUAGAUGUCCAGGAAUCUGAGGGUGAGUUUCAGUCCAGUUUAAGGAAUGUCCAGCACAAUAGCAUGUGAUUUAAAUUACAAGGAUUUAAAAUGAAACUGAGAAGAUGUAAAUCCAGUCAACUCUUGGAAAUGUUAGGUGGCUUGUCUUGUAAUAGGACACAGUGGUGGAGAGUUCAACAUUUUGACUUGCCUAAGGCAGCAUCAACAAGAAUCUUUUGAGCUAGCGGUAUUUUUAAUACAAACUGGCCCAGUAUCAUGAAGCAGCAAAAGACAAUACACCCAAAACAAAACCCAUUAUAGGGACCAGCAUUAUCACAUUCAUUCUCCUUGCAAGAACCUAAAUACUCUUGAAUGUCUUGAAUUUUGGUGAAAAGAAUGGUAGUUCUAGUUCCUUUUUGAUGUUUUGUAAGAGUGUGAUUCAAGAGAGGUUUAGAGUUGGACUCAGUGGCAUGAAAAUGCCAUCCCUAAGAGAUGGAAGGAGCUGCAGUGCCCAGUCAGUUAGCCUGGCUCUCUUAAUAACUCCACCCUAUGGCACUUCAUGCAUAAGUAAAGUAUGCAUCAUGGACAAAUGCAUCAUGCAGGCGAUUCUAUGUACCUACACACAGGUUUUCCUGUGCACACUCCCCCCCCCCCCCCGCUUUUGUCAAAUCACAGUGCCUCUUGCAUUGUCAGGAGGCUGCCGUUUGUGUGAUGGCACAGAGAACUGACUUUGGAAAUGAAGACCUCACUACACGAUUCUCUCUGGAUAUUGACCUUUGUCAGUGAUGGUCCAUGCCCCCCACCCCGAUAGCAGGCUUGGGGAAUCUAUGGCCUUCCAGAUGUUGUUGAAUUAAAACUCCCAUCAACCCCAGCCAGCACAGCUAAUGGUCAGGAGAAUGGAAGUUCUAUUCCAGCAACAUCUAGAGAGCCGCAGGUUCCCCACAGCCACCCUACAGACACAUUCGUCACUCUUGAGACACCUGCCUUUACCCAUUCUCCAAAGCAGCAUACACCUUCCUUUAGGCUUUGUAUGGGGUUUCUUAUCACCCUCAGCUCCUGCUUCAAACCUUCUUGCCUCACUUCUUCACUCAACCUGAUUUCUGGGCCUAUUAUCCCUUCGUUCCCCCACCUUUUCAGAUGACUGCACCCAUCUCUACUCAGCACCUGCGGCUGAUCCUUCCUCUUCCAAAGCCAGAAUGUUUAUGAACAUUCCAUGAUGGCCAUUUGUCCACAAAACUUCUCUGUGCGUAUAGGCAGCUAUAUGCACAUAGCAACCCACUCCCAUCAACAUUUUCUCAACACAUGAACAUUGAAGCUGAGGUGGUGGGCACUUUCCUGUUUUCAUGUGCACACAUGUGAUUUGCACACAGAGGAGGCUCUUCUGAGCAGCCCUGUUGCAGCUAUUUAGUCAAUGGUUAUGGAAGGCACACAAGUUGCAAAGGUAAAAAUGUACACUGUUAUAGAAUAUUGAUCAAAUGGUUACAUUAACAAAAUGUACAUUACAACUUUCUCUGUUACCCUCUAUUAAAGAAAUCACCAUCAUACUCCCUGUUCUUUUCCCAUAGACAAAAUGCCCCAACUGAAGAUUUUCUUAAGGAAUAUACUUGAUGCAGUCUAGGCUUAAUUAGCAGCAUUAAGAUACUUUUCUCUUCUUUUACUUUUUUGAUCCCUUUGCUGGGGAAACCGAGCCAGAUGGGCAAGGUAGAAAUAAUAAAUGAUUAUAUAAUAAUCAUUAUGAUUAUAUAAUCAAUUAUUAUUCCUAUUACUAUUGCACACCCUCGCAAUCCUUUGCAUGCGUGGAGCUUCCAAAGAGUUGUCUGCUCACUUUAACAGAGGUAAUGGCUUCUCAAGUGCCAAGAGGUGUGCAUACAGUUUUCUCUGGCAGGGUUAUAGAUGGGGGAAGGCACACAUGCUGGAGUUCAGAAUGCCCAUGUGGCCAUGUGGAUUUGGGGAGAGGGGGCUGGCUAUGACUGGAAUUUAUUGUCAUGACACACUGAGUUUAACAUUCCCUGUGAGCUUCCCAUUAUUUAUUAUUCAUACCUUCCCAAAUCUUCCCUGAGCAGUUCCAACCAAUUGAGAAUCUAUCCAUGCAUAUAUGUAGUGAGAAGUAAGUAUAACUGUGUCUGCUUAUUAACAGUGAAUCUCAUCUGGUAUGCCUUUACUCAGUGACCCAGUUUAGAGAGAUUUCUCUGGAGCUGUUUUGACAGCCGUUCUUUGGUUUUAUUGUUGUUAUUGUUCUGUAUACGCCAGUAUCAUCUGCCAAUGUUGCUGUUCUCCCUAUUCCGCUCCGCGGCUUGAUUGUUUUGUGAAUCAAUUAAAAAAUCCCUCCAUUUCCUCAUGGACUUAUUGACAAUUGUUUUGUGCAGAAGGAAGCGUCACGGGAGCUUGCUGCGCAGAGAGACCCAGUAAUGUGAAGCCAGACCUGUCCUCAGAGAAGCAAGGAGUUCAUAUACCACCGGAGAGCUCUGGGGAGAAGCAGAAGCUGGCCAAGGAGUAUGUAUAGCUGUGCCUCUAAAUUUGGGGAGGGGGCAGGAAAAGUGAGAUAAAGGAGGCAACUCUGCUCUGAAUAGAAUGGACACCCAGGCGUGUAUUAUACCAAUUCUGAAAUUGCCGUCAUUAGUGAUAUAUAGUCUUCCUUUAUGAGCUAGGGAAAGUAUUGCAGGGAAAAGCCUUUGACUUUGCUGAAUGGUUACCUCUUUGGGGUUUGGAAAGUGAAAGUAAUUUGCAAUUCACCUUUCUCUUGCUCCUUCAUAGCUAUUAUUUCCCCAAUCUGUUGCUGCUUCAGCUUGCUUUCCCUAGGCUUAGGGCUUUCCUCCCCCACUUCCUUCUUGUAAUCCAGGUCAGUGAUGGCUUAGCAAAAUGAAGUUGAUUUAGAGUGAAGCAGCACUGCCUUUCCUUGGAAUGGGUGAACACUUUUUGCCACAUUUUUAAAAAAAGAUCACCUGUAAAAUACUGUACCAAAAUCCAGGAAGAGGUGGAUGGUUCAUAGCUGCUGGAUUUUGUGUGUGUGCAAACAGUAGCUUCACAUUUUCAAUCGUUUCUUUCAAUCAGUUAUUUCUAUUGUCCCCCACCCCCACCCCAGGAGAGCAGGCUAAAAUGUGAUAGCAAAUAACACCCAUUCACUUGGAAUUUCAGCAUUUUCUGAAAUGCAAUGCAAAUGUUUGCCCAGAUGAAUAGGGACACUGUAUAUCCCAGAAGCGCAUCAAGAUCUCUCUGCACAUAGUAAGGAAGAAUAAACCCAUAGUUCUGCCUUGGUGCAUAGUAACCCUAAUAUGACCUGCUGUAUGCACAUCAAAGAAGAAAUUCCAUAUGUUGGCACACAUGCAUGGCACUUAGCAGAACACUGAUGCAAUGUGGAUACUUUAUUCUGCAAGGGGUAUGUACAUCUUAACAUAGGGAUGGAUGAAUAUCAAUGCCAAAAUAAUGGGUUGUGGCCAAUGUUAGUCCUACUUGGAGUAGACCCAUUAAAAUGAAUGGAUAAGACUACCAGGUCUAUUAAGGUAAAUAUGUCUACUCAACCUGGUGGUGGUUAACCCCAACCCCCCUUUUUUCUGUUUUCUAAACUUAAAAACAUGUCAAACAUGAGCCUUUUAUACAUAGGAAUGGCACUCAGGGCAAUAUUUGAAAAUGCUCAUUCAGAUAUUGCUGCGUGAACCACCUUUGUGAUUCUUCAGUUCAUGCAUUUCAGCACUGAGCAACUGAACAGGAAAAUGGGUUUGAGAGCUAUGCUUAAAUAAAGGCAGCGUGUCCAGGUGAACCUGAGGGGGAGACAGAGGAUGCUCUGGGGUACAAAAUAAUCAUGAUAAAAUGUUUAUCUUUUGCUGUGCAUGUGCAAGCAAGCUGUAUUGCAGAUCAAAAGGCCACAGGUGCCAGGCCAUCUGCAUGACCUCUGGCACAAUGCAGACACAUGCAGCUGCAAGUCCCGCAGUGAUAAAAAUCAUUGGAUGGUGUGAGAGUAGGGAGAGAGCGAGAGCAUGUUAGCUCUGCGGGUAUCAAAUUCCCUUUGUGGAUGCCUGGAUUAUGAAGUCUCACUGUGACUUCAAUUAGUUCUCCUUUCAGCUUAGAUUAGUUCAUUUCAGAUCAAAUUGGUCAAGGGAAAGGUUUGGUUGCUUCACUCAAGCCCAGGCUUAAUGAAAACUGAAAGGGACGUUCUUUGUACUUUAGUAUACUGAGAAUGAAGAUACAAUGUGGGCCCCAGGGGAGAUGCAGACACAUGCAGCAGACUUGGCACAAGUCUUCACUCUCUGGCUCCCGCACACCUGAGUGCCUACCGGUACCCGGCAAUGUGUUGUCUUAACACAAAGCACAAGCCAAACAGAAGCAGAGAUUUCAAGGUUCUUCAACAGUAAGAGCUGUUUGACAGUGGAAUUUGCUGCCAAGGAGUGUGGUGGAGUCUCCUUCUUUGGAGGUCUUUAAGCAGAGGCUUGACAACCAUAUGUCAGGAGUGCUCUGAUGGUGUUUCCUGCUUGGCAGGGGGUUGGACUCGAUGGCCCUUGUGGUCUCUUCCAACUCUAUGAUUCUAUGAUUCUAUGAUUCUAUGAUGCAUUCAGGCACCACUAAAAGUGAUGACAACCCUCUUAUUAGCAUUGGACAGUUUGACUAUUUUGUUAAAUUUACCAAGGGCUGUGAUUAGCUUGGUCUCUAUAUUUAGUCAAGGGGCAAUUUUAGAGAUCUUACUGGAUCAUAUCAAAGAUCUGUUGCUGAGCCAACAACCCUCCCCACAUUAUUCUUUUCCCCUCAUGGUUGGAUGUUCAGAGGAAUAUUGCCUCCGCUCAGCUGGGGCUGAGAGGAGUUCUGAUCCAAAAAUGUGGAGGGUACCAGGUUGGCAAAGUCUGUUUUAAGACGGUCUGUUGAGCUUACAUAGUUCAUAGCUGUUAGUAGGCAUAUCCUCCAGUGAGUUCACAGAAUCACAAUCAAUAAUUAUAGAGCUGGAAGAGAUCCAUGAGGAUCAUCUAGUCCAAUCCCUGAGAUUAAGAGUCUCAUGUUCUACCAACUGAGCUAUAAGGGGUCUAAUUCCUUCUUAAAGCUAUCUAACCCCAUGGCUUUAAAUUCCAUUGCAUCUUGCAUGCAAGAAAGAACAUUUCUUGCCCAUCAAUUCCCUUAGGUGACCCUAAGUCCUAGUAUUAUGAGCCAUGAAGAAAAAUGCAUCUCUGAACUCUCUCCAUGCCAUGCAUAAUUUCAUAUAUUCUGUCCUCACCCACCCACCCAAAAUAGUCCCACACUCUUUAGCCUUUUCUUACAGCAGAGGUGAAGAACAUUUGGCCCUCCAGCUGUUGUUGGACUACAGUUCCCAUCUGGCCCAGUCAGCAUAGCCAAUGGCCAGAGAUGAUGGGAGUUGUAGUCCAGUAACAUCUGAACGGCCACAGGUGAGCUAUCCCUGCCUUUUGCAAGGAAAACAAUCCAAACCCUUGGUUUUUGUGAUUGUCUGUUUCUAUAUCUUUUCCAGCUCCUAGAUGUCCCUAUUUCAGAUGAGGUGAUCAGAAGUAAUGAUUGAAAUAGGUAUUGGACAAGAUAGCAAACACCUUUGCCGCAUCUGUCACAGAAUAAUUAAACUCUUGUGCCUAUCCCAGCUCCACUUUAUAACUAACCUUGGUCUUCAGCAGCCAUUUUGAAGAGCCUGUUCUACAAACUUUGUUUGUUUGUUCCAUAGGUGAUGCACUGCUUCAGGAAUGGAGGUUACGUCUGAACACAGGCGGAGCUCAUGCCUACAUACGGGAAUAUCACACAGCAGUUUUCUUUAAAGAAUUUUUUUUUUAAAAAAAAGAUUUCAAUGGCUGUUCAGAUGUUUGUAAUGUCCCCCCCCCUUCUUUUUUUAAAAUGAAAUGUCCAAUGGCCUAGGGGAGGGUGUCUAUUCAGUUUUGGGCUUGGGCUCAUGUUUUAGGUGUUGAAGUAGAAAAAGGUGAAUCAGCACUAGAGAGUAUGUUUGUUAGUUAGCAGAGCUGGAGAAAUCUCCAUAUUGUACAUUUAUCACUGGCCCAGUUCUCCAGAACAGCAGAUGAGUUUGUAAAGUCUUGUGCCUGGAGCUGAACCACUUUAGAGCUGGGGGUGGGGAGUGAGGCACAUGCUUGCGCACUCCCAGCACACACAAUAGAUUUCUUUAUGCCAAUAACUGCAGAGAAUUCUAACUUAGCUCUUUCUCUGAUGUGCCAUUUUUUAUAUACAAAUAUUUUGUUGUAGUGGUAGUCGUUGUUGGGUAGAAGAGCAUUCAGUCAUGUAAGCUUCCACCUGCAGUCUCACUUAUGUAGUACAGCUCAAAAAUAGGUUUACCAUUAUUUCAUCUGCUGUGGGAGAGAUCUAGGCCACCAGCUAGAUGAUUUUAUUCCCUUAGACCUCAUUUUUCUAUACUCUACAAUGAUGUUUUCCUAGCCGUCCAAUACUGAUUUCUACAAUUUUUUAUUGCUUUCUACUGUAGCCAUAGAUAGGUGCAGGCUGGGAAAAUCUGCAGCUCCUCCUAUCAUGCUUUGGAAGGAAACUAGGAUGGGAACAGUAAGUAGAGCAGGAAUGGGGGAGCUUGGAGCCCUCCAAAAGUGGUUGGGACUCCAUGUCCCAUUAGCCUCAGGCAGUCAGGGAUGAUGGGAACUAUAGUCCAAAAUAUCUGGACGGCCAUCUAAAAGCUUCCUGCUUCCAAUGUGGGGGGAACCUGAACAAAUGACAACCUCCUCUUUAUUCCUUCUCCAGCUGAGCUGUCCUUUCUUUGGGAGUGAUAAGAUACAACAGUGCCUUCUGGGAGAGAGUAGGAGGUUUUCCUCCCUUGAAACAACCUACAGGCCUCAGUCGUGUGUGCAUAACCUCCAGUAUUUGUCACACAUUAAACAAAAAAAAGGUCUGCUUAUUUCCUAGGACGUUAGAGUAACAGUCGUGAGUGCUUGAAAUAGCUAUUUUUUCUCUUUAUGCUAGACAUACUACCAGUAUUUUGAAUUUUGCUCUUAUGUAAUAGAAAAUGCAGUCAAGGCUUCCCUGUCAUAAAGAAACCAGCUGAAUGCAGCCUAGACGAAGGAGUGGAGGACAGAUCCGUGGCUCUUACACUGGUGUUUUAAGCCAAAGCCUCCAUAUGACAUGGGCCUUUAUCCUGCCAGCCUUCCCUAAGUCAGCACCCUUCAGGUUUUGUUGCAGUCCAAUUCCCAUCUGCCUCAGCCAGAAUAGGCAAUGGGGCAGGGAUGGUGGAUUGUAGUUCUAGCAACAUUUGGAGGGCACCAGGUUGGGGAAAGGUGCUGCAUGCCUUUAUUAACACACUCAUUGCUCCACCCGCAAAAGGGGAGGCUGCAGGCUAGAUACACAGGUCCGAGAUAGCAGAGAUCCCACUUGAGUUUCUCAUCAGUCGUACAUAUCCCUGAAUCGUUGGCAAAGUUUUACAUAUCCGGACCACCAUUCUGGGCUCUCUUCCCCCAUCACACAUGUGAAUUCUAUUUCUUUAUUAAACGGAUCAUCUUUGCUUGGUUUUUGCGUUCCAAAAUCACUCGUUUGCCCUAAGUAGCUUGUGUGGUGCUAUGACAACAUGGCAGGGCUCCGUCUUUCAGCCUCAGCAGUGCUGUCAAGGAUGUGUCAUUUUUCCUUGGUCUGCAAAAAUACCUCUCGGCCAGCAUUACAUACCAUCUUCGUCUGACACCAAAGGCAAGAGUCAGAGCCUCUCUUCCUUAUUAGAAGACACAACUAUGAAGCUGGUGGAUUUAUGAAAGCAAUGCCAGGAGGGCCACGGGUUCCCCUCUCUUUUAGUGGUGUGUUUGAGAGGAAGAGAUUCUGCCUGACAGUGUCUGGGGAUAAGCCCAUCAAAAUAAGAAAAUAAGAAGGAAGAGGACAACUGACACCCGGGAGUCCCAGUACAGUCCUGGCUGACACUUUGGUGACUAAAUGAAAUGCAGCUGCUAUCCUACUUGCCAGUUCUGAUUUAACUUUGUGUGCAGCAUAAAGAUGCAGAGCUAAAGGUAUGCCUGAAUUUGCACCCAUGGAGAGCUGAUUCACACAAUGAUUCACAAUAUGCAGGCAAACUAUGGCUUAGUGUGCAGGUUGCUAGAGAGACGUUCACAGCAACUGUGCUCCUCUCCUGGUACUCUUGCUGCUGCGAGGUAAGCCAUGAUUUAGCUAGGAGUGCUUUCUGAACCCAAACUCACGGUUUGCCUCACUCCAGACCAGUGGUGGAGCAAGCCAAUCGGGUCCUGGGGAGGCGUGUGUGCCCUGCGCCCGGGGGCAGGGCCAGCUGCCCGUGGAGCAGGGUGAGCCGGGGCAGGAUGCUCUGCGGGGCCUCCAAGGACUCUGCCUGUCUCCUCCUCUCAGCUGUCCUACAGCUGGGGGGAGGCAGCAGGCGGACCAUUAGGCAGUGCAGAGCCUGUGCACGCCCAAACCACUGCAUCUCUCCCAGGAGUGACGCAUGGCUUGGGCACACUGCAGGCCCCGCAGUGAGUGCCGCCCGGCGUUUUGUCACCCCCUUCAGUGGUGAUACCCGGGGCGACCCACCCCCACUGCACCUCCUUCCUCUGCCCCUGCUCCAGACACACCAUGAGCCCAAGUUUGGAUGCAAUGCUAAACCAAGCUACACUGCUCAUGACGGCAGCAGGGGGACCUGAACUGGAGGUGGGACCUGCACUAUUGAAAUUUCCAGAAACACUAAUGUGUGCAUGCAUUUGUGCUAAACUGUGGUUUGGUUUAGCACUACGUGUGAACUAGCUCAGAGACUCACAGCCAACCAUAGCUUUCCAUUUACACCGGAAUGCAACUCAUUUUCUUACCUGUGUGACAGGUAAUUGCACACACAGAUUUGCUUAAAACAUGGUAGGGAUAGUCCAUGGGAGAAAUUGCUAAUGGGCCGACCUCACUGACCCUGCGGAUCAAUAAAAGUGGCAGCCACAUCCCCACUCCAAAUGGAAAGCAGCGAAGGUGGAUUGAGAGUCUGUAUUGGCCAAGGAGCUGAGCAGGAAGGAUCCAGAAGGAGGUUGAGCCUCCCUUUCAGGACUGGGAAUUUCCACCAACUGACUCUCAGUUUGCAUGCAGUGGCUCUGGGGCCCCAUUAAUAAGCUUAUCAAGUCUCUGGGUCAUUCCCCAUAACCACCAUCACACCUCCUGCUGACUCUCGUUGCAUACAUAUAACACAGUGACCCUGACAAUUGUCACCGGCUACUGGGGGGUGCGCUUGUUUCAGCAGCUGUUUCCCAUCACUGCCACACACACCCCACAUAACCGUUUCAUUCUACAGGGGCUGUUUUGCAAGGACCUCCCCACCGCCAAUUAUCAUCCCCUCUUUAUCAAGCCUUGACAAGCACUGACUUUUGCCAGCAGGGAUGCUUGAGGAAUUUGAUCUUUUCACAUUCUGAUACAGGCUCACUUGAUCUACAGCUCCUGGACAAAAAUUCAGAUUGGAAUGCAAUUGUGGUGCUGCACUUCUUGGCUCAGAAAAAGCAUCGAGAUCGACUUUAAAACCCCUCUUUUGAGAUUAAAUGCAUUUGGAAACGCGUAUUUUGAGAAACUACUUUAGGGAAUGGCACUUAGCGGUAGAGCAAUCCCCUGGGAGAGAGAGAGCCCUGCCUCAAGCCCUGGAGAGAAACGGUCAUUCAGUAUAGACAAGGCAGCUUCCAAGGCUCCUAAAACUGCUUACUGAAAUGCAAAUCUGGGGGCAUUUUUAAAUGAAACCAGAUUUAUGGGGAAAUGGGGUUCAAUGGACAAUCGGUGAUCACAUGAGAAAAGGAAGUCAGAAAGAAGCUGUGGCAUCCAUCCCUGCUUGCAAGGUGCUUAUUGUGGUAUUUCUGAUGGACAGAAACCAGGAGAACCAGCCAUUUGUGUCUCUUCCCCUUCCCUUUUAUUUGCUGUUUUUGAUCAUCACUUUCCUUUUAUUCUUUUAUUAAGUUUCUUUUACAUGCGCAUAAUUUGGAAUUCUGCAUUGUAUGGAGCUGUUAUAAUAUAAGAAUCUGAGUUC